This is a messenger RNA of Coregonus sp. 'balchen', 52945 nucleotides long. Lineage: Eukaryota; Metazoa; Chordata; Actinopteri; Salmoniformes; Salmonidae. The record is from the annotation of a GenBank genome assembly.
AUGAUGGCCACUCAGAGUGCUCCUCCACCAUCGUACCAGGAGAGCCAACAGGUCAGUACACCACUAGUGGUCAGCUCAGAGUUGGGGUCCAAUUUGUUCAUUCAAGAAAUCGAUUGAAAUUCAGUUAAUCAAUUGAAAAAUCCUGACACAAAACAUUUCAGUCUCUUAUUUGUCUUUAGUCAAAUGAACUUCCAAACAAACAUUGUUAUAAGAGUUUGAAGUAGAGGCUACCCCAAACUGCAGAUCUAGGACACAUGCGGCCGGUGGCACCUUAAUUGUGGAGGACGGGCUCAAAGUACAGUAAUGGCUGGAACAGAAUAAAUGGAAUGGUAUCGAACACAUCAAACACGUGUUUGAUACCAUUCCAUCCAUUAUUAUAAGCCGUACUCCCAUCAGCAGCCUCCUGUGAACUAGGACUUACCUUACCUCAAUCUCAACCAUCGUCAUUAGGAGACAAUAUGACCUUAGACCAACAGUUCAACCUCAACCUCAUCCUAGCUAUGCAGCAUCCUAGAGAAGGAAGUAGAGCAGGUUUGCCAGAGCACCUCACCACUCCCCUCCUUGUCUCCUCUCUACUACUCUCUUCUUGCACACAGAGGAUUAGUGCCAGGGGAGAUUUCCCGAGCCGCAGUCAGCGCUGGCAACAAAAUGCAAAUGAGAGCUAGUUAAGUGUGAAGAAGCUAAUUUAUUUCCCAUUUGGAGCUGGGAUUAAGACUUGAAGCUUCCUCCCAACACAGAUGGGGGUGGGGUAAGGGGGGAGUGGAGGGGGGAGGAGGGGCCUCAUUUCCUUCUCUCCAAAGGCUGUAGGGGAGAGAGAGGAGGAAGGGGAAGAAAGAGAGAGAGGUGGGGGUAGGGGACCAACACAAUUGAAGAGAGGCAUUGUACACAUCCAGACCAUCACAUCACAGUAACACGCUCAUCUGUCAUAGGCCUUGUAGAAAGAUCAAGCCAGUUGUCUAUCCACUCUCAUGUAGUUCACAGAAUCUGAUAAGCUGUGUGUCUGCACGCUAGAGAUAAGAUAGUGGAACACAAACCCAGUCUUCUAAGUCAAAAGCCUAGUCAAAAGAGGGCUAAUGCACAUACAGAUCUGGGACCAGGGCUACCAGUCUAUGUAGUUCACUGUGGUUCUGGGUUAGCUGAUGCACAAACAGAUCUGGGACCAGGCUACCAUUCUAUGUAUCGUAGUUCACUGUGGUUCUGUUUGCUGUGCCCUCAGAUGACAGGCAUCACCCAACAGAACUCCAAGGUCCAGCAGGUCCACAUCCCAGCAUCCUCAGCAGCUGGGAACAUUCCUGUCAGUGUGACCCUUGACCCCCAGGCCCAGCUGGAGUCAGACAAGCGGGCCGUCUACAGGUAAGACGUGGUCUCAAAACAUACAUUUACAAUGUAAAGCUCUUUGUGCUAUACUGUAAAUUCUCUCUGUUAAUUCAGCAAACCUUUCCAAAAAGUGGUAAGGCAAAACUCCUUUGAACAAACCUUGAGAAGGAUCAGGCAUUGAAGGGAACACCUGUCCUCUUCUGUUUGGUUGGUUUAACACACACGCAAGCACGCACACACACACACACUCCCAAUGCUAUGGUAAGACUGAGCACAACGACGGUUGGUUUUCUCAAUUUUCAAGCACUUUAUUUGUGGAGCUUCUGAAUGGUACAUACAGUUCCAUGUUAGGAAUGCUUUUUUAAAGUGCAUUAUUGCAAUUAAGAAUUCCUUGUAAGCAAGGGUGUCAGGCACCCAUUAUUUUAUAGGGGGCAAGAAGUACGUAAGAAUGGAGUUGGGGUGGUUGGAGAAUUUGGCAUUUUCAAACACCUGAAACAGCUUUUCUCCUGCAAUCUACAGCCAUAAUCAUUAUGCCUAAUUCUAUGUAAAAAAUAUGUCUAUUUGUCUGCAUAUGUUAUCCAAGCAUAUCUCUUUACCUGUUUAAUUGUCAUUUUAAUGAGGGUGCCAUUCUGACUGUUGUAAAUCACAUAUCUUAAUACUGUAUACUGCACUACCAUGCCUAUGAUAUUACAUUCACAUUACAACACAGUACAUGGGAUCAUAACACACAUCAUCAAUACAGGAACAUAUCAUAUCAUAAUUAAUACACAAAAUAUCAUGAUAUUAUCAUAAGGUGCCAGAUUACAUUUAAACCAAGUAUUUUUCUGUAUAUCUAAGUUUACCUCUUGAGCUGUCUGUAUCCUCCUGACUGGUGGUUCUUUGAAAAAAAAACGUAAUAUGCUUCUCUGCAUCUCUGCAAAAAUCUGGGUAAAAGGUUGAAAGGAAUGUGAGUCUUAUUCAGUACAUUUAGUUAUUGCUUUGCUUUUCUAAAGUCUACCAGCCUUGCCAGCUGUCACGCUCUGGCUCCGGGACUGUGUAGUUUGAGCCAGGGUGUAUUCAUUUGGUUGUGUUGGGUAUAGGGUGUGUUCAUUUGGUUGUGUUUGGUUUUGGUUGUAGUGUAUUGUCUCGUCAUGUGACUCCCAAUCGGAGGUAACGAGUGUCAGCUGUCGGCUCGUUAUCUCUGAUUGGGAGCCAUAUUUAAACUGUCAGUGUUCACCUUAGGGUUGUGGGUUUUUGUUCCAUGUUUCAGUCUGUGUACUGAGGACUUCACUAUCCGUCAUUGUUUAUUGUUUUCUCGUUCGUGCACUUUAACGUUAAUAAAGUCAUGUUCGCUACAAACGCUGCGCUUUGGUCCACUCCUUCCGUAGACGGUCGUGACAGAAAAACCCACCAAAGAAGGACCAAGCAGCGUGUCCAGGAGCAAGGAGACUGGACAUGGGAGGAAGCGCCGGGUAAGGAGAUCGAGAGGCUGGCGAUGGCCCAGGUGGGCAAAUCGUGGUCCUGGGAGGACAUGCUCGGGGGCAAGGGACCUUGGGGGAGGAUCAAGGCCCUGGCGAGAGAGGAGCAACGGCGUCAGCAGGGCCAUCGUCGGAAGGACGAGAGGCAACCCCAAAAAGUUUUUGGGGGGGGGCACAUGGCUUGGGCGGCUGGGCAGCAGGAGGCUGCCACAGGGAGACGUGGAGAGAAGGCUACCGGAUUACGGGAGCCAUUGGCGAGUAGAGGGAGGGAAGUAGUGGAGGCACGGCGUGAGAGACUGAGGUGUGUUACCAGUCCGGUCCGGCCCGUUCCUGAUCCCCGGUUAAGGCCAGUGGUGUGUGUUCCCAGUAUGGACCGGCCUGUUCCUACUCCACGCACCAAGUCCACGGUGUGCGUCGACAGCCCUGUCCGGCCUGUUCCUGCUCCACGUACCAGACCUACGGUGUGCGUCGCCAGCCCAGCCCGGCCUGUUCCUGCUCCACGCACUAAACCUACGGUGUGCGUCGCCAGCCCAGCCCGGCCUGUUCCUGCUCCACGCACAAAGCCUACGGUGUGCGUCGACAGCCCUGUCCGGCCUGUUCCUGCUCCACGUACCAGACCUGCGGUGUGCGUCGCCAGCCCAGCCCGGCCUGUUCCUGCUCCACGCACUAAACCUACGGUGUGCGUCGCCAGCCCAGCCCGGCCUGUUCCUGCUCCACGCACUAAACCUACGGUGUGCGUCGCCAGCCCAGCCCGGCCUGUUCCUGCCACCCGCACCAAGUCUACGGUGCGCGUCGCCAGCCCGACCCGGCCUGUUCCUGCCACUCGCACCAAACCUACGGUGCGCGUCGCCAGCCCGGUCCGGCCUGUUCCUGCCACCCGCACCAAGUGUACGGUGUGCGUCGCCAGCCCGACCCGGCCUGUUCCUGCCACUCGCACCAAACCUACGGUGCGCGUCGCCAGCCCGACCCGGCCUGUUCCUGCCACUCGCACCAAACCUACGGUGCGAGUCGUCAGCCUGGUCCAGCCCGUUCCUGCUACUCGCACCAAGCCAAGGGUGCGAGUCGUCAGCCUGGUUCAGCUCGUCCCUGCUACUCGCACCAAGCCAAGGGUGCGAGCCGUCAGCCUGAUCCAGCCCACUCCUGCUACUCGCACCAAGCCAGGGAUGCGAGUCGUCAGCCUGGGGAGGCCCGUUCCGGCUCCACGCAUCAAGCCUAGGGUGCGUUUCGUCGGCCCUGUCCGGCCCGUUCCUGCUCCCCGCACCAGGUCUGUGGUGCGUGUCGUCAGCCCUGUCCGGCCCGUUCCUGCUCCCCGCACCAAGUCUGUGGUGCGUUUCGUCAGCCCUGUCCGGCCCGGUCCCGCUCUCCGCACCAAGUCAAGGGUGCGCUUCGUCAGCCCGGUCCGGCCCAUUCCUGCUCCCCGCGCCAAGGCAGUGGUGCGCGUCGUCAGCCUGGUAAGGCCCGUUCGUCCUCCACGCACCAAGCCAGGGGCGCGUGUCGUCAGUCCGGCUCCGGCCAGCGGGGCUAGACAGGACCAGGGGUACUUUGGGGGGUUGGAGAGGAGGUGGGGAUCAAGGCCGGAGCCAGAGCCACCGCCGAGGAGGUAUGCCCGCCCAGCCCUCCCUUGUUUAGCCCGUAUUGAGGCGCGGUCGCAGUCCGCGCCUUUAGGGGGGGGUACUGUCACGCUCUGGCUCCGGGACUGUGUAGUUUGAGCCAGGGUGUAUUCAUUUGGUUGUGUUGGGUAUAGGGUGUGUUCAUUUGGUUGUGUUUGGUUUUGGUUGUAGUGUAUUGUCUCAUCAUGUGACUCCCAAUCGGAGGUAGCGAGUGUCAGCUGUCGGCUCGUUAUCUCUGAUUGGGAGCCAUAUUUAAACUGUCAGUGUUCACCUUAGGGUUGUGGGUUUUUGUUCCAUGUUUCAGUCUGUGUACUGAGGACUUCACUAUCCGUCAUUGUUUAUUGUUUUCUCGUUCGUGCACUUUAACGUUAAUAAAGUCAUGUUCGCUACAAACGCUGCGCUUUGGUCCACUCCUUCCGUAGACGGUCGUGACACCAGCAGGCAUGCCAGCUAAGAUAGUUAGACAAGCUCGUCUCUGGAUUGAUAGUCUGAAAUGGCUUGGUUUCUAGUUAUGAGGUUGGGAGAUUGGGAACAUAUCUAGCUGGCUAGCUAAAGCCAACUUCAUGAAAUUGCUAGGUGGCUAGUAUUACAGAGGAACAACAAAACAUUAAAUGUAUUCAUCAAGAAGAAAUCAAUAGGCUACAUAGCUUGAUCAAAUGAAUUUACAAACAUACCUCCUGCAAGUCCUGCAGCUAUCACUGGCACCUAAAAUAAAAUAAAAUGCUGUGUGUCACUCUGCACUCUCUUUCUCGCUCCGUGGUGCACCUCGGAAGGAACCACUUACUACUGAGAAUAGGGUACUCAUUGCCUGUUCCAGUCAGUGUGCCCCCUCCCCAAAAUACCGUUGACAGAUAUUUUUAUAAAUAAUUAUGAUAAAACAUGGGCUUAAAAAUGUAUUAGUAAUUAAUUUAACAUUAACAUUAAUUUAACAUCUGACAAAUUUCAAAACAGGACAAAUCUGAGGGGGCAGGUGCCUUUGUGCCCCCUAUGGGCAUAUGACGCCACUGUUCUUUAUGACAGAAUGUAUUUUAAAUUAAAACAAAAAAAAUUUUUACAAGCCUCUGCUUGUAAGAGUAAUGAAGGGAAUAGACAUUUGCUGCCAACUGAAAACUAAACAUAGAUUCUGAAAAGCACCCUCCUCUCCCAACUCAUCACUUGAAUAUGAAUGUACUUUCAUAAUGGGCUAAUAUUAUCUAUUUAUGAACUAAAUUAUUCACAGAACACAUCAUUUUUUUUAUAUGUUCAGCAAUCUCAGAGUGAGAAAUCAUGCUCCAGCAACAAACCACUAGUUAUGUGCUACCAAGAAACAUUUAUAUUCUCCCCUAUACCGUCUUUAGCAAACUCUAGGAUGACACUACAUACUCUUUGCACGGCUCGCUGUCCUGGCUCCUUGGCGCUCCCCUAGUGUGGUUAUCUACUGCUCUUGUCUGAGUGUGCUCUUGGCCCUUGGUUGGCUGCUCAGGCCCCUUAGGCGAGUGCUGUGAAGGCCUCGCCAAGCCUGGGGCUGAAUUUCUAAGCUCCUCUGAGAUACAAGGCUUCUCUUUGAUGUGAGCAGCCGGCCUGAAGGGGGCUGUUGGCGCUGAAAAAGACAGACUCAGCCCCAGCCCUUUGCUGCCUGAUCACUCACUACAGUUCCCUCCUGAAAACACACACUCACAGGUGGGCUCGCCAUCGUGCUCACACACACAUGCAUGCACGCACGCACACAAAUGGAUGUACUGUAUAUGCAUGCACAUAUACAUACGCACACACACACGUACAUGAAGACACACACACAUACACACACACACACACACACACACACACAGCUAACCCUACCACUUGAGGGGUAUGAAACUGAAAGCAAAGGGGCUUCAAAACGUUGCCUUUUCAUCCUCUCCGACACUUCUAAAUAUUCUUACAACGUUCUAAACAUCCACAGACAAAGCAGACAGCUUCCUGUCUUCCUCUAUAUUGAUCAUCUCCUGUAGUGCGCUCACACCAUGCAGCAGCACAACACUCAACACAUGCUACUGCAAUGUCAAAAGCUAAUUCGACAGACAUUGAAUACAGUAUAACUAGUCAUUUUUGGUUAAAUCAAAUCAGAGAUGAACAGACUCUGUGCCAAUUGAUGAACAAAUUGUUGGAAACCUUCUUGGAUUAAAGACAGAAUGCUCCCAUCUUUGUUUUUGUUUUCUGAUUUGGAUGGCCUUGAUGACAACAUACUGUGCUAUCAUUAAUAAAAGACUGUUAUACACAACUUUAAAGCAUGUCUCUUAAUUAUUACCGGCGGAAUCAACGUGUGAUAGUUGUAAUCUCUGAAGACCAUCCAGUUUUGAUUUCUAUUUGCCAUGUAUUUUUCAACUGUGCUGUUUCACAAAAGUUCUGAACCUAUAUAAAAAUUUUACGGACACAGUAUAAUUUACAUUAGUUAUCUUGUUAUUAACCCUUCAGCUCCACUCAACCCCUCCCAUCUAGCUCUGAACACCAUCCAGUUUGGAUUUAUAAUUGCCAUAUAUUUUUCAACUGUGCUGUGAUGUGUCACAAAAAUUCUGAACCUUUCUACUCUCAUAGAUUGUCAAUGUAAGAUAAACGUUUUUGCUAGGAGUAUUAUUAUAUUAUUGAUAAAUUGACUAUGACUUUUUAAAUCACCCAGCAGUGCUGUUUGCAGAGUUAGCUCCAGGUAAAUGUUACAAUUCUUCAGCCACUCCUGAACAUGCGACCAAAAACAAGCUACAUAUGGACAGUACCAAAAUAAAUGAUCUAAUGAUUCUGUCUCUUCGCAGCAAAAUCUGCAGAGCUGGGAUGGUUGUAUCCCUCAUAUACUGUAUAUAACAUUCUAUUGGUUGCAAGAAUUUUGUAUAAUAAUUUAAACAGAAAAAUUAUAUGUUUUGAAUCCAGCGUCGUUUUGUGUAUCAGUUCAUAAACCAUGUGCCAUGGAAUCGGUACAUUUAAAUCUCUUCCCAACUAUUUUGCAAUCUACAGUGGGGAAAAAUAGUAUUUAGUCAGCCACCAAUUGUGCAAGUUCUCCCACUUAAAAAGAUGAGAGAGGCCUAAAAUGUUCAUCAUAGGUACACGUCAACUAUGACAGACAAAUUGAGGAAAAAAAAUCCAGAAAAUCACAUUGUAGGAUUUUUAAUGAAUUUAUUUGCAAAUGAUGGUGGAAAAUAAGUAUUUGGUCACCUACAAACAAGCAAGAUUUCUGGCUCUCACAGACCUGUAACUUCUUCUUUAAGAAGCUCCUCUGUCCUCCACUCGUUACCUGUAUUAAUGGCACCUGUUUGAACUUGUUAUCAGUAUAAAAGACACCUGUCCACAACCUCAAACAAUCACACUCCAAACUCCACUAUGGCCAAGACCAAAGAGCUGUCAAAGGACACCAGAAACAAAAUUGUAGACCUGCACCAGGCUGGGAAGACUGAAUCUGCAAUUGGUAAGCAGCUUGGUUUGAAGAAAUCAACUGUGGGAGCAAUUAUUAGGAAAUGGAAGACAUACAAGACCACUGAUAAUCUCCCUCGAUCUGGGGCUCCACGCAAGAUCUCACCCCGUGGGGUCAAAAUGAUCACAAGAACGGUGAGCAAAAAUCCCAGAACCACACGGGGGGACCUAGUGAAUGACCUGCAGAGAGCUGGGACCAAAGUCACAAAGCCUACCAUCAGUAACACACUACGCCGCCAGGGACUCAAAUCCUGCAGUGCCAGACGUGUCCCCCUGCUUAAGCCAGUACAUGUCCAGGCCCGUCUGAAGUCCAGCCCCAAAACAUCACUGCUCUAGAGGAGAUCUGCAUGGAGGAAUGGGCCAAAAUACCAGCAACAGUGUGUGAAAACCUUGUGAAGACUUAAAGAAAACGUUUGACCUGUGUCAUUGCCAACAAAGGGUAUACAACAAAGUAUUGAGAAACUUUUGUUAUUGACCAAAUACUUAUUUUCCACCAUAAUUUGCAAAUAAAUUCAUAGAAAAUCCUACAAUGUGAUUUUCUGGAUUUUUUUUCUCAUUUUGUCUUUCAUAGUUGACGUGUACCUAUGAUGAAAAUUACAGGCCUCUCUCAUCUUUUUAAGUGGGAGAACUUGCACAAUUGGUGGCUGACUAAAUACUUUUUUUCCCCACUGUAUAUGGCACAGCUGUCAAUUUUUUGUCAAAAAUUAAACUGGUAUACUUUUUUAUUUAUCAACAUUUUCUUUAACCAAUUUUGGUCUUUAAUGCAGGGCCGACAGACAAGUUCCUUACUUUCUCCCCCUUCCACUUGCCUCUUCCAUUUUUUUGGUAAUUCUGCAAUUAGUUGGUUGUAAUUUUGAGAAGAACAGACAUUUCCAUAUGUUUUUGUUAGCUGCAUGUGUGACAUAACUCCACCGGUCCUAUUUAUGAUAUCCUUUACAAAGAUUAUACCGUUUGUAAACAUUUUUUCCAAGAAUAUUGUAUUUUUUAUCAAUUAGUAUAUUUGAGUUUAACCAUAUUAUUUAUUGUAAUAUUUGUUCUCUUUUCUGGUGGAUUAAACUGACAUUGCAACCAACCUUCUAUGGCGAUAUUUUGGAGAUUAUUUCAUUUUCAAAUAACCGAAAGUGAGAGGUUGUAAUCUGAGUAAAGGGAAAAAGGCCAUGCUAGAACAUGGGGUGAGACAUUCUUAAUAAUCUGCAAGAGAACCAGUUUGGAUUUAAGUAUAACUUUUGUAUGACUGAAGCCUUUAGCUAAUUGCCUGGAUAGUGAGUUUGUUGCGUGUGGAAGAGCUGUCUAGAUCUUCUAUUCUCUUUGACGAGUCGUCUCUUAAUUACUACCAGUGGAAUCAACUUGUGAUAGUUAUAAUUAGCCUAACGAGUUACGAACCUUCUGAUGAAGAAGCGCUGGAUUGGGCUUGUCUUAUUAACGGGCUAGCAGGGGGUCUGUUUUCCAGCUGUCUCUCCACUAUGCCGAACUGAUGGAGGUUCCUCCCACUUUUAGAUGGAAACACGUCGGCGGUUGAACGAGAGGUGUUUUUUAAUUUGUUGUGUUUGUAAAUGUCUUUGUGAUUUUAUAAGUGAAAUGUGGGUUUGGGAGAAUUUAGCUAUAUUGUUUUGAUUUGUAAAAAAAGAAAAAAAUAUUAACUAUUUGUUUGCUUGUUUUCAAGGAAAACAGGAACGUACAGUUGAAGUCAGAAGUUUACAUACACCUUAGCCAAAUACAUUUAAACUCUGUUUUUCACAAUUCCUGACAUUUAAUCCUAGUAAAAAUUCCCUGUCUUAGGUCAGUUAGGAUCACCACUUUAUUUUAAGAAUGUGAAAUGUCAGAAUAAUAAUAAUCAGCUUUUAUUUCUUUCAUCACAUUCCCAGUGGGUCAGAAGUUUACAUACACUCAAUUAGUAUUUGGUAGCAUUGCCUUUAAAUUGUUUAACUUGGGUCAAACGUUUAACUUGGGUAGCCUUCCACAAGCUUCCCACAAUAAGUUGGGUGAAUUUUGGCCCAUUCCUCCUGACAGAGCUGGUGUAACUGAGUCAGGUUUGUAGGCCUCCUUGCUCGCACACGCUUUUUCAGUUCUACCCACAGAUUUUCUAUAGGAUUGAGGUCAGGGCUUUGUGAUGGCCACUCCAGUACCUUGACUUUGUUGUCCUUAAGCCAUUUUGCCACAACUUUGGAAGUACGCUUGGGGUCGUUGUCCAUUUGGAAGACCCAUUUGCGACCAAGCUUUAACUUCCUGACUGAUGUCUUAAGAUGUUGCUUCAAUAUAUCCACAUAAUUUUCCUUCCUCAUGAUGCCAUCUAUUUUGUGAAGUGCACCAGUCCCUCCUGCAGCAAAGCAUCCCCACAGCAUGAUGCUGCCACCCCCGUCCUUCACGGUUGGGAUGGUGUUCUUCGGCUUGCAAGGGCCCCCUUUUUCCUCCAAACAUAACGAUGGUCAUUAUGGCCAAACAGUUCUAUUUUUGUUUCAUCAGACCAGAGAACAAAAAGUCCAAAAAGUGCAAUCUUUGUCCCCAUGUGCAGUUGCAAACCGUAGUCUGGCUUUUUUUAUGGCGGUUUUGGAGCAGUGGCUUCUCCCUUGCUGAGCAGCCUUUCAGGUUAUGUCGAUAUAGGACUCAUUUUACUGUGGAUAUAGAUACUUUUGUUCCUGUUUCCUCCUGCAUCUUCACAAGGUCCUUUGCUGUUGUUCUGGGAUUGAUUUGCAUUUUUCGCACCAAAGUACGUUAAUCUCUAGGAGACAGAACGCGUCUCCUUCCUGAGCGGUAUGACGGCUGCGUGGUCCCAUGGUGUUUACGCUUGCGUACUAUUGUUUGUACAGAUGAACGUGGUACCUUCAGGCAUUUGGAAAUUCCUCCCAAGGAUGAACCAGACUUGUGGAGGUCUACAAUUUUUUUUCUGAGGUCUUGGCUGAUUUCUUUUGAUUUUCCCAUGAUGUCAAGCAAAGAGGCACUGCAUUUGAAGGUAGGCCUUGAAAUACAUCCACAGGUACACCUCCAAUUGACUCAAAUGAUAUCAAUUAGCCUAUCAGAAGCUUCUAAAGCCAUGACAUCAUUUCUGGAAUUUUCCAAGCUGUUUAAAGGCACAGUCAACUUAGUGUAACUUCUGACCCACUGGAAUUGUGAUACAGUGAAUUAUAAGUGAAAUAAUCUGUCUGUAAACAAUUGUUGGAAAAAUUACUUGUGUCAUGCACAAAGUAGAUGUCCUAACCGACUUGCCAAAACUGUAGUUUGUUAACAAGAAAUUUGUGGAGUGGUUGAAAAACUAGUUGUAAUGACUCCAACCUAAGUGUAUAUAAACUUCCGACUUCAAUUGUGUCUCACAGAAUCAAUGUGCCAACUAUUUUUGCGUUCUUGGGUUAUUGAGAUAUUGAGGUACAGUAUGUAUAGGGCUCUGUUCUGUACAUUAAGAAACUAAUGUACGUGCCAUAAAGUUGAAACCUACGUAAUGGUUGACAAAAUGGACCACUCUGUUUCACACAAAAGUCCCAUAUUUGUCAUACAUCUUACAUCUCAAAAUGGAGAGCAAACAGCCUUACAUGCUAUAACAUGCUUAUUUUCAACAGUAAAUAAAUAUAUGUUUUCCUUUCCCUUGACAUUGGUGCCAAUGCCAUCCUUUUUUAAACUGGCCCAAAUUGCAGUAUGUGGUGUAUUAUCAUUUAUUCUCCUCCGUAGUGGGUCUGUGCUGAAAGCUUCUCUUCUGCUGGUCCACCCGAGUGUUUUGCAUUGAGACCGGAUUUAGAACACUGUGUAUGUGGGAUUGUGUGUGUGUGUUUGGUGUGCAUGUGUGCAUGUGUGGAUGGGGGGAUAUCAACACACAGUCACGCUGGCACUUAUUGAAGUCCAGUAGAUGUACGGAUUCACAGGGAAGAGAGGAAUGAGAGAAUACAGUGGGGAAAAAAGUAUUUAGUCAGCCACCAAUUGUGCAAGUUCUCCCACUUAAAAAGAUGAGAGAGGCCUGUAAUUUUCAUCAUAAGUACACGUCAACUAUGACAGACAAAAUGAGAAGGAAAAUUCCAGAAAAUCACAUUGUAGGAUUUUCUAUGAAUUUAUUUGCAAAUUAUGGUGUAAAAUAAGUAUUUGGUCAAUAACAAAAGUUUCUCAAUACUUUGUUAUAUACCCUUUGUUGGCAAUGACACAAGUCAAACGUUUUCUGUAAGUCUUCACAAGGUUUUCACACACUGUUGCUGGUAUUUUGGCCCAUUCCUCCAUGCAGAUCUCCUCUAGAGCAGUGAUGUUUUGGGGCUGUCGCUGGGCAACACAGACUUUCAACUCCCUCCAAAGAUUUUCUAUGGGGUUGAGAUCUGGAGACUGGCUAGGCCACUCCAGGACCUUGAAAUGCUUCUUACGAAGCCACUCCUUCGUUGCCCGGGCGGUGUGUUUGGGAUCAUUGUCAUGCUGAAAGACCCAGCCACGUUUCAUCUUCAAUGCCCUUGCUGAUGGAAGGAGGUUUUCACUCAAAAUCUCACGAUACAUGGCCCCAUUCAUUCUUUCCUUUACACGGAUCAGUCGUCCUAAUAAUAAUAAUAUUAAUAAUAAUAAUAUACCAUUUAGCAGACGCUUUUAUCCAAAGCGACUUACAGUCAUGCGUGCAUACAUUUUUUGUGUAUGGGUGGUCCCGGGGAUCGAACCCACUACCUUGGCGUUACAAGCGCCGUGCUCUACCAGCUGAGCUACAGAGGACUUAUUUUCCACCUUCCUGGUCCCUUUGCAGAAAAACAGCCCCAAAGCAUGAUGUUUCCACCCCCAUGCUUCAUAGUAGGUAUGGUGUUCUUUGGAUGCAACUCAGCAUUCUUUGUCCUCCAAACACGACGAGUUGAGUUUUUACCAAAAAGUUAUAUUUUGGUUUCAUCUGACCAUAUGACAUUCUCCCAAUCCUCUUCUGGAUCAUCCAAAUGCAUUCUAGCAAACUUCAGACGGGCCUGGACAUGUACUGGCUUAAGCAGGGGGACAGGUCUGGCACUGCAGGAUUUGAGUCCCUGGCGGCGUAGUGUGUUACUGAUGGUAGGCUUUGUUACUUUGGUCCCAGCUCUCUGCAGGUCAUUCACUAGGUCCCCCCGUGUGGUUCUGGGAUUUUUGCUCACCGUUCUUGUGAUCAUUUUGACCCCACGGGGUGAGAUCUUGCGUGGAGCCCCAGAUCGAGGGAGAUUAUCAGUGGUCUUGUAUGUCUUCCAUUUCCUAAUAAUUGCUCCCACAGUUGAUUUCUUCAAACCAAGCUGCUUACCUAUUGCAGAUUCAGUCUUCCCAGCCUGGUGCAGGUCUACAAUUUUGUUUCUGGUGUCCUUUGACAGCUCUUUGGUCUUGGCCAUAGUGGAGUUUGGAGUGUGACUGUUUGAGGUUGUGGACAGGUGUCUUUUAUACUGAUAACAAGUUCAAACAGGUGCCAUUAAUACAGGUAAUGAGUGGAGGACAGAGGAGCCUCUUAAAGAAGAAGUUACAGGUCUGUGAGAGCCAGAAAUCUUGCUUGUUUGUAGGUGACCAAAUACUUAUUUUCCACCAUAAUUUGCAAAUAAAUUCAUAAAAAAUCCUACAAUGUGAUUUUCUGGAAAAAAAAUUCUCAAUUUGUCUGUCAUAGUUGACGUGUACCUAUGAUGAAAAUUACAGGCCUCUCUCAUCUUUUUAAGUGGGAGAACUUGCACAAUUGGUGGCUGACUAAAUACUUUUUUCCCCCACUGUAUGUGUGUUAGCACGCACCACUUGUGUGUGUGUGUGUGUGAGUGUGUGUGUGUGUUAGCACGCACACGCAUGUGUUUCCAUAGAGCAAAGACUUUGAGGCGCGGCAGCGAGGCAACGGCAUCCCAUAUCAUACACGGCGGGAAUGCUUUAAAUUUGACAGGGCACUGGGAUGGGGUACGCCAUGCAGGCUGUCUGCUCUUGGGCCUCUGUAAUGCACCAUAAAGUCUGUUUACCAUCGCCGCUGUGAAGCUCUCGCUGCCAUUUCGGCUCCCAUCGGCUCCCGACAUCCUAACGACCAGCACUGUUUGAUGGCACAAAGCUAGACUCUUGUGUUCUUUUAAAAGGCUUCCCUUCGAGAGGUUAGCUGCCUGGCGCUAAAUUGCCACAAGACGGAGGAGUUAGAGGAGUUUGUGUCGGAGCCAUGUGGUUUAUUGGCUCGGUCAGUCCAAUAUCUGGUUGUUUUUUAUGAGGUUUUUGCCAUUUUACUUGACUGAGGUGGAGAGAGGAAGGGCUGUAGGAUAUUUGUGAGGGAGGUUAACCAGCGAUGUUAACUUCAAAAUUGUUAUGGAUACAGAGAACUUGUGGAAAUUUUUGUUAACGUCAGAUAAUCUAGGUAAUCCAAUGAUAAGAAUGACAAGAACUUUGAUAUAGGUACUUUUGAAAGUAAGAAUCUUCAAUAACAGCUGAUAUGACUGAAUAGAUUCAAACUGACUGGACACUUUGAAUGGUGAAUACAGAGUACAGCUUGAAAGGAGUAACAUGGAAAGUGUACACUGGCUAAAAACUGGAUUGAUGACGGUGUCACGCUCUGAUGAUAGGAAGGUGAUACCAGCCCAUCUGCCUCCAUCUCCCAUGGGCCCACUUGCUCUCUACAAUCUGACUGUGACAGAGACUGACAAGGACAUAGGCAGACAUGCACACCCACACACACACACACACACACACACACACACACACACACACACACACACACACACACACUUCAGAUGUUCCAUACAGCAGACACUGCACCCUGUGCCAGCUUUGCCCAUCUACCCUGCAUUGCAGGUGAUGAAGGGAGGAUGGAUGAGGGAAGAAAGAGAAAGAGAGAGUAGGAGAGACAGAGAAAGGGGGUGGGUUGGGGGAAAGAGUGUGUGUGUGCCCCCUGCACAGGGUGUGCUUCAGACAUGUAGCCUGGGGGAGAGGGCCUUGUCAAGAGGAGACACAGCAUGGUUCCUGCCACAGACUGUGUUCUAAUAAAACGCCCGGGCAUACGGCAGGACUGAUUAGGAAGGCAAACAUGGUGAACAUACAGAAAGAGCCACCUCUCUCACCGCCUCCCUAUACCCAUCCCCCCUCCCUUGUCCCCUGGCUGGGCUGCCAAAAGCUCAGUGGCAGAGAAAAAAUAUGUGGAAUAGCAAAACAUGUUUGCUCUUUUGAGGGGAAGCACUGUUUUGUCCAAUUCCGGAAAUAAUAUGAUUUGAUGUUUUUCUGAGCAGAUUAUUUUUCUAUAUCUAAGGAAUAAAUAAAUCCCAGUUAUAAGUACAGAUCAAUAAGCCAAGACAUUUCAUCUCCAAAGUCACACUACUUUUGACCAUUAUAUAAAGUAGGUAAAUAGGGUGCCAUUUUCGACACACCCAAUGCCUUUGAUUUACCUAUGAUACAGCAGAAAAAUUGUCUGUUUUUUAUAAUCAUUCCCCAUCCUUCAUGUUUAAGUCAUCAUGUAUCCUGCACGUGUGAUUCAUGGAGGAACGUUUCGUUGUGGUGUUUUGUGGUGGCCCGGACGGUGCAGGAGGAGAGACUUUGUGCUUACUGACUCCCUACUCGCUCCCCCAUCCUGUAAAUGGCUCUUUUAUGGCCUGAGUAACGAUCCCCCCGUCGGCCAUCUCCACUCCGUCGCACUGCAGAUAGAGCCUGGCUGGUUUUUGGGUGCCCAAUGUGAUGGUGGUGGGUUGGGAGGUCCCACUCUAAUGCAGGCAGGCAUGGACACAUGCGCACAUGCACAUAUCUGACUUCCUCCACACACCUUAGGCUGUCCAGGUAAACAGUGUCCAUAUUAAGACAGCCUUAGUCUCAGCAGGACUUGUACAGGUAAAGUGUGUAUUCACCUCAGUCAGAUCCACUCACUGAUUUACCACUGUCUGUUCUAUGGAUGGGGGUUUUAAGUAAUUUCACUAUUUGAAUAGUAUCAUACAUUUUUGUCAGAUAUCCAGAUAUUCGAAAAACAUGUGCUUUUUAAAAACGUACAUUUCUAACCUGAGCACUGCUGCGCGAGGGAGAGGCUGGCGCUCUAUUGCUGCAGCUGUGGAGGGGGUGGUGUGUGUGAGAUGAGUGAGCUGAGCAGACAGAGGGAGAGAGAGACGCCAAGGCAACUCAGCUACAGCCAAGACUAGCUAACUUGUAGCAGCCACAAUGUUAUUUAUAAUCCCAUAUAUAUGGCCCCGUGUAGCUCAGUUAGUAGAGCAUGGCGCUUGCAACGCCAGGGUUGUGGGUUCGGUGGCCAGGGGGGUCAGUAUGAAAAUGUAUGCACUCACUAAAUGACUAAAAUGUAAAUGUAAUAUCAGUGCCUCUCUAGCUAGGCUAAUUGAGGCCACAUGCUGUGCUUUCUCCCCAACCCCAUUCAGAUAAAUCAACAGCCUACCUGUUGGUUGCUUACUCCUUCUCAUUUCGCUAACUUUUAAUUCCAAUUUACAUUACAUUAGGGAACUCUCACCCCACUUGUUACACACUGAGCCUCUUUGCCGCAUUGAUUUGCCAACAUAAACAAAAAGCUACACACAUGAAGGCUACCAGUCUUUUUAUUAAAUUAAUAAUUUAAAAUGUCAUGGUACAAUUUAGCGCCAGGCAGCUAACCUCUCGAAGGGAAGCCUUUUAAAAGAACACAAGAGUCUAGCUUUGUGCCAUCAAACAGUGCUGGUCGUUAGGAUGUCGGGAGCCGAUGGGAGCCGAAAUGGCAGCGAGAGCUUCACAGCGGCGAUGGUAAACAGACUUUAUGGUGCAUUACAGAGGCCCAAGAGCAGACAGCCUGCAUGGCGUACCCCAUCCCAGUGCCCUGUCAAAUUUAAAGCAUUCCCGCCGUGUAUGAUAUGGGAUGCCGUUGCCUCGCUGCCGCGCCUCAAAGUCUUUGCUCUAUGGAAACACAUGCGUGUGCGUGCUAACACACACACACUCACACACACACACACACAAGUGGUGCGUGCUAACACACAUACAGUGGGGGAAAAAAGUAUUUAGUCAGCCACCAAUUGUGCAAGUUCUCCCACUUAAAAAGAUGAGAGAGGCCUGUAAUUUUCAUCAUAGGUACACGUCAACUAUGACAGACAAAUUGAGAUUUUUUUUCUCCAGAAAAUCACAUUGUAGGAUUUUUCAUGAAUUUAUUUGGAAAUUAUGGUGGAAAAUAAGUAUUUGGUCACCUACAAACAAGCAAGAUUUCUGGCUCUCACAGACCUGUAACUUCUUCUUUAAGAUGCUCCUCUGUCCUCCACUCAUUACCUGUAUUAAUGGCACCUGUUUGAACUUGUUAUCAGUAUAAAAGACACCUGUCCACAACCUCAAACAGUCACACUCCAAACUCCACUAUGGCCAAGACCAAAGAGCUGUCAAAGGACACCAGAAACAAAAUUGUAGACCUGCACCAGGCUGGGAAGACUGAAUCUGCAAUAGGUAAGCAGCUUGGUUUGAAGAAAUCAACUGUGGGAGCAAUUAUUAGGAAAUGGAAGACAUACAAGACCACUGAUAAUCUCCCUCGAUCUGGGGCUCCACGCAAGAUCUCACCCCGUGGGGUCAAAAUGAUCACAAGAACGGUGAGCAAAAAUCCCAGAACCACACGGGGGGACCUAGUGAAUGACCUGCAGAGAGCUGGGACCAAAGUAACAAAGCCUACCAUCAGUAACACACUACGCCGCCAGGGACUCAAAUCCUGCAGUGCCAGACCUGUCCCCCUGCUUAAGCCAGUACAUGUCCAGGCCCGUCUGAUGUUUGCUAGAGUGCAUUUGGAUGAUCCAGAAGAGGAUUGGGAGAAUGUCAUAUGGUCAGAUGAAACCAAAAUAUUACUUUUUGUGUUUGGAGGACAAAGAAUGCUGAGUUGCAUCCAAAGAACACCAUACCUACUGUGAAACAUGGGGGUGGAAACAUCAUGCUUUGGGGCAGUUUUUCUGCAAAGGGACCAGGACGACUGAUCUGUGUAAAGGAAAGAAUGAAUGGGGCCAUGUAUCGUGAGAUUUUGAGUGAAAACAUCCUUCCAUCAGCAAGGGCAUUGAAGAUGAAACGUGGCUGGGUCUUUCAGCAUGACAAUGAUCCCAAACACACCGCCCGGGCAACGAAGGAGUGGCUUCGUAAGAAGCAUUUCAAGGUCCUGGAGUGGCCUAGCCAGUCUCCAGAUCUCAUCCCCAUAGAAAAUCUUUGGAGGGAGUUGAAAGUCUGUGUUGCCCAGCGACAGCCCCAAAACAUCACUGCUCUAGAGGAGAUCUGCAUGGAGGAAUGGGCCAAAAUACCAGCAACAGUGUGUGAAAACCUUGUGAAGACUUACAGAAAACGUUUGACCUGUGUCAUUGCCAACAAAGGGUAUAUAACAAAGUAUUGAGAAACUUUUGUUAUUGACCAAAUACUUAUUUUCCACCAUAAUUUGCAAAUAAAUUCAUAAAAAAAUCCUACAAUGUGAUUUUCUGGAUAUUUUUUUCUAAUUUUGUCUGUCAUAGUUGACGUGUACCUAUGAUGAAAAUUACAGGCCUCUCUCAUCUUUUUAAGUGGGAGAACUUGCACAAUUGGUGGCUGACUAAAUACUUUUUUCCCCCACUGUAUAUCCUUGAAUGUAAAAAUGUCACAUGGAUAUUUUAAUUUAGAAAAAGCCUUUUCAGUGUGUUAAAAUAGGCCUAUAAUUUUUUUGGGGGGCCCCAAAAUGAAUACUCAUACAACUAUUUGAAUACUAAUGUCCGUUCGGAUAUCCGAAUAUUUGAUUAACCAUGCACAUCUCUGGUCUGUUACAUAAGCAUGAAACCGUACAGCCUCCAUUCAAGCUAUGAGUAUAAAAAAUGAAAUGCUAUCAAUUCACACAGCUGGGGCUAAGGCGAUAUAUGCAUACAGAAGUACUGAAAUAGUGAACAUUAAAUCGAGUGAAACAAAAUGUGACACAUUAUAGAACUGAGAAACAUUUUCAUGUUAAUAAACAUGGUACAUUUACAUGCUCCGAGCUGAGCAGCUCAAUGAAAGUAAAACCAGGUAAAAGGUCCAAAACUACGUAAAAGGUUCAAAACCAGGAAAAAUGUCCAAAACCAGGAAAAAAUGUAAACAUCUGGAAAAAGGUGAAUCAAUGACUGUUAUAUGCCUGGAGCCUUACAGUACUGUUUAAUAAAUCCCUCUAAAAUAUGGAUUAAAUCAUGUAUUCACCAGUGGUGGAAAAAGUACCCAAUUGUCAUACUUGAGUAAAAGUAUAGAUACCUUAAUAGAAAAUAACUCAAGUAAAAGUGAAAAUCACCCAGUAAAAUACUACUUACAGUAAGUAAAAGUAUAGAAGUAUUUGGUUUUAAAUAUACUUUAGUAUCAAAAGUAAAUGUAAUUGCUAAAAUAUACUUAAGUAUCAAAAGUAAAAGUAUAAAUCAUUUAAAAUUCCUUAUAUUAAGUAAACCAGACGGCACCAUUUAUUUAUUUAUGGAUAGCCAGGGGCACACUCCAACACUCAGACAUCUUUACAAAUGAAGUAUAUGUGUUUAGUGAGUCCGCCAGAUCAGAGGCAGUAGGGAUGACCAGGGAUGUUCUCUUGAUAGGUGAAUUUGACAAUUGUCCUGUCCUGCUAAGCAUUCAACAUGUCACGAGUACAUUUGUGUGUCAAGAAAAAUGUGUGUAGUAAAAAGUACAUUAUUUUCUUUAGGAAUGUAAUGAAGUAAAAGUUAAAGUUUUCAAAAAUAUAAAUAGUAAAGUAAAGUACAGAUACCCCAAAAAACUACUUAAGUAGUACUCUAAAGUAUUUGUACUUAAGUACUUUACGCCACUGGUAAUUACUGCUAUUGUUUAUUAUUUCCUCCAUUGUUUGUCCUCAUACUGUGGUGUUGGAGGUGUGGGCAGUCAGCCAAUAAAACUUGCUGUGCAUACCCAUAAUAUCUAGGGUUAUUAGAAGAAGCCCCAUGGCAGGGGCGGACUGGGACAAGAAUUUGGCCCUGGCAUUUUAUCCACACCCGCCCACAUCUUUAUGUGCGCUAACUAAUAAAAGAGGCUAAUUUAUUUGGGGUUCAACACCUGAGGAGGUAUAAACUCAAAACACAUUAACUUGAUCAAAUAUCUUGGUUGUAAAAUAGUUGCUAUUGAGAUGAAUAUUGAGAGUUGAGAAAUAAAAAUGAUACCUACAGAAAGUUGAUAUCCUCCUCUCUUCGACAGGGACAAGGGGACGAAGCUUCCAAAGCUGUGUUUUUCCCGCAAUUUCAUUUUUUCUCUCGAGAGGAGAGUGCCUCGCUCAUCACAGCAGCAGGCCCCAGUGAAACAGGCACAGGGACUGGGCAGACACUUUCAUUACAGGAAUCAUGAGGAUAAUGCACUUUGACCAAAUCAUGGUUUUAGCCGCCCAAAAAUAGGAAGUUGUGUGCUCUUUCAGUUUAUCGCCACCAACUUUCAUUUUUUUACAAUCCAUGAUCCUGGCUGUCUAACUGAUGACAGAGUUGGAGCAGGUCUCUUUGCUGAUGCCACGUUUGACUUUGAAUGUGAGUUUACAUGACCUCAGCUUAGCCUAUCAAAAAACCGGUCUGGCCCAUCUUGGUAGAGGGGCCAGCCAUUGCCAUAGGCAAUGUCAAUUUUUUUAUUUGUGUGUGUGCCAAUAUUGACCAGCCCACCCAACAAAAAAAUGGUCCAGCCCUUCUGGCAUGUGCCAGAAUUGCCAGAUGGCCAAUCCACCCCUGCCACAUGGUGUCAUAUCUCCAUUAAACCAGUUUUUGGUGUGUGUCUGUGCGUUUACAGAGAACACCACUGAGGAAGGGCUAACAAACAUUCCACUCCAGGGUUGAAAAUCAUCACUAGUGAGAAAGGCAGCUGUUGGAAUCAACAACAUGAGAAAUUGCUAUAUUUAUCUCAUAAGAAAAUAACUGUCUACAACACUUAGAUUUAUUAGAUCAGCAGCAAGUGAAAUAAUUACUAGUCCAGUUGAACACCUGCCAUAGAAUAGGACCUGAAAAACAGGCCCUAAUUAACAUAAUACACCUUUGCAGACAGAGGGAGGAAGUGGUUGGCACUUAUACUGAACCCCCCCUCCGCCAUCACACACACAUACACACACAUGCACACACACACACACCCCAUGGACGAGGCCGUGGGGACUGCAGCUCGGUGGUCUGCGCAUGGCCACCUGUUUAGUAUUCGUCUCACGUCUGGCCGAGGGAGACGCGUUAAAUUGGGAUCAGGUAGAUUACAGUCUAAUAUAGCGGGCUAUUAAAGGCUUCAAAUGAGAGCCAUGGGUUAGAGCCAGAACAGAGGCCCACUCUCCCAGCAUCCUAGAGUAUCCCUGUGUGCUGCAUGCCUGCUUCCCUCCUACCUACCUACUCCCUCACGCCACCUACUCACACACACACACACUCAAGCAUGCAUGUACAUACGUAGAUGGAUUCAUGCAUGCAUACACGCAGGCACAGACCGACACACGCAUGUACACACACACACACACACACACACACAUACACACACACACACACACACACACACACACACACACACACACACACACACACACACACACACACACACAUGCACACACACGUACACACACACAGUGAUUAAGAAGUGAUUAAGAAGUGAUUGUUAUAUGGUGGGAAGAUUAGUGUUAGGACAGACAAACACACUAUCCCAGAUACACUUCCACACUCCAUCCCCCAGAUGGCAGCAACUGGGUUAAGGUGAUCAUCAGUCAUUGUCCCAGCUUGGAGAGCCUGCUGGUUUUGUUUGCUGGACAUAAGGCCUUCCGUUUGUUUUUGAGUCUUUAGUUUGGGAAGGCUUUUUGUAUUUGUUUCCUUUUUGUACAUAUUUAUGUUUUGUCACCCUCUGAACAAAUACCAAUCCGCUUGGACUGGCCGACCAAGAGAGACAGAGCUGGCCCUGGACCAAGGAAAGAUUGCCGUCUCCCUGGGCACAUGUGCAUCCAACACGGUCCUCAAACACUGAUUUCUCACGUAAAUACACACAUUCAUUCAGAUUAUAGACCAUGUAACUAGGCCUAGGACCCCUAGACAAAGUGAGUGCAAAAAUAUCUGUAGGCUAGUUGGGUUUCCUAACCAUAAGAAGUGAUUAAGAUGUUUUUUAAAUCUUCUGUUCUAUGUGAUUUGUUUUAGUCUUGUCCAGUCAAUUCUAUGCAAGUAUCAAUAAACUUUGCCAAUCUCUGUAAAUUCUGCCAAAACAUUGAUAUUAAUUUUCUCCUUUACAUUGAUACCAAUAAUAAAGAUACUGCAGUGAACAGACAUUAUUGCCUGAGUUGUAGAAGUUGGAACCAUUAUAUUAAACAGAGGGGGCUUUGCAGAUGGAUCAUUUCCAUAUCAUUCCCACUUAACGUCUUCAUAUUUACAUUUACGUCAUUUAGCAGACGCUCUUAUCCAGAGCGACGAACAGUUAGUGAGUGCAUACAUUUUCAUACUGGCCCCCCGUGGGAAACAAACCCACAACCCUGGCGUUGCAAGCGCCAUGCUCUACCAACUGAGCUACAGGGGACUAUUGAUUCACACCAUAACUAAAUGUCCUAGGCAACAUGAGAAAACUAUCCAAAUUAGGGUUACAAAACUUCCCCAAAAUCCCCAGGUUUUCAGAAUUCCUGGAUUGAAGAUUCCCAGAAUCAGAAGGGAAUAAGCAGGGUGUCAGAUAUCCUUCAACCACAAGUUCUGGAAAACCUGGGAAUUUUGGGAAAAUUACCAGAUUUUUACAACCCUAGUCCAAGCUAUUGAUAACACAGUGGCAGAUAAUUUCACUGGGCACACGUAAUUUCAACCUGGAAAUGUGGGUAAUAUUUGGUUGAGACGAUGAUCAAUAAGAUUUCAAACUUUAUUCACCAUUCAAAAGACAGGCAACAGUUAUUUAUUUUAUUUCGGUACUAUAGUUUGAAAACUAUACUUGAUUAAUAAUUAACUACAUUUAAGUAUUGCAGUGAAGUUGGGAACACAUUGCGAUCUGAUUUGACCAAAGCACACCAUGAAUUCAACAAGGAUUGCAACCAAUCCAUGAAGUGUGUUGAUUAGACGUUUAGAAGUAGUUGCCAUUUUGUGAUGUAGUCUUCUUUACAUUAAAUACGGAUAAGAGCCUGAGAUAAGAAUAUGAAAACAGACUAUCAACCAGGACCUUUGAUGUGGCACAUUCUUGAAAAGCACAAUACAAUUCUACUCAUGGUGCAAAAUGUAUCUUCCACUGAGGGUCUAUACUACUGUUAGCUAUUGUCAUUCUGUGUAACACAAUUAGAGCAGUGACCUCGAACAGCAUUGUGUAAACCUUUGUCCAUGUAAAAACUUUUUUUUGUCAGUCAAGAAUGGUUGAAAUGGGGAACAAGUGAUCAACUAUGUACAUACAUUCUGGUCAUGUCCAAAGUUGAAAGUGUGUUGGGAUUAUCUUUAUACAGCUUUAAAUUAGGUGUAACAUGUAGAAAUACCACAGCACUCCUUGGUGGCUAUCCUGGGGGUGAUUCCAGAGGGCAUAGAGGGAAGGGGUCAGAAUUAUAUUUUGUAGAUUUUGCUCACAGCAUUCCAAUUAAUUGGUUAAAACCCAACCCCCCAACAUAUGUAAAAGGUUGGGAGCUGUAUGAGAUGGAAGAAAUAACACAUUCACUUAGAUUAAAAAUACCUACAUUUAUUAAAAGAUGGAGCCCAGUAAUGAGACUAGUAACUGGGUGUCUUUUUCUAUUGCUCUUUUUGUUUAUAGUAAUGAUUAUCUCUGGCUGGAAAUGUGCCACCUUACAUAUUUUAACUUAUUUUAUCAUGUAGCAUGAACUAUACCAAUCUGUAUUAAUAUUUGUUUAUAUUCAUCUGCUUUAAAAAAAAUAAUUAACGAGUCAAAAUAAAAAAUAACAGUUGAAAUAAAUGUGUUGCACCACAAAAUAGAUGUACAAGCCAAAUAAAACAUAAUUUCUGGCACAGGCUUCUGGAAACACAGAUUAGAUAUACAAUAAACAAACAAAAAAAGCACUGUCGGAACAGGCUUUGAUGCUUUUAACUUCUUAAGAACUCUUUCAUCACCUUACUCAUUGGCCCUCCCACUGCCCCCCUUGCGGUCAGGUGCAUAUUUCAGGCAGAUUGACAUCACCUGUAGUAUUUCUGCCUCUGUAGCCUUUGAUUCGUCAAGACACACCUGCUGUAAAUGGGGAAAACAAAUAUUAGCUAGAGAAGGUAUUCAAAUGUCAUGAUUUGGACUCCACUGUACCUAUAAUGAGGCUGCAAAGGUUGGAGUUCUCUUCCCUUUGUUUCCUUUCAUAUUCAUCGUUGACAUGAGGCCAUUUGUCAGGGUUCUGUAUAUAUAUAAAAAAGUACUUUACAAGCAACACACCAUGACCUAUUUUUAAAGUGAAACAAACAUGAUAAUAGUUUACCGGUGCAUCUCUCUCUUUACCAAGUCCGGGAUGUCUUCCCCCCAGCUUUAGAUAUCUGUAAUUUUACAAAAGGACACUACUGCAUUACACAUGUACAGGAUUUUUUCAUCCAGUACUACAUGGCAAUAUAAUGUCAUUCAACUCAUACCAAUGAAACAUUUAAUUUCUCACCAUGUAUUUUAGAAAAUCAUUCUCCAUUAGCUGCUCUUCCAUCUUUAGUAAAUCUUCUGCCGUCUCGUUCAAGUUGAAUUCGAAUUCCUCAACCGGACUACGGUCCUUUAAAAGGUCACAGAUCUCACAAAGUAGAUACAGUAUACAGUAGGACUGUAGUUUUACAUUUGUUCACUUCCAAAUAUAACAGCAGGUAGCUUAGUGGUUAAUAGUGUUGUGCACAUAAACGAAAGGUCGCUGGUUCUAAUCCCUGAGCCGACUAGGUGAAAAAUCUGCCGAUGUGCCCUUGAGCAAGGCACUUAACUCUAAUUGCUCAUGUAAGUUGCUCUGAAUAAGAGCGUCUGCAAAAUGUAAAUAUUUUAAUAUAAUAAAAAAUUGUUUAAAAAGAAAUGUAUCAUACUUGCUUCCGUUAUAGGAAAAGGGUCUGAGCCUUUGCAGUGCUUUGGUGAGGGGGAUCUCUCAUCUGAAGAGGCAGAAGGAGAACUCUGUCUCCCACAUGACCUAUCCUUGGAGCAUGAAUGCUCAAGAUUCUUUGCUGUAAAAUAUUGGACAAUAUGGCAAUACUUGGUAGAAUUAGAAUACCUUUCCCAAAUACAUCGAUCAAGAAUGAGAAUAAGGGGUUUGCUUAUGUUGUGAAGGGUCCUCCUCACUAUAAUCCACACACUUGGUGGCUUGCAUGGUGUUUUAGUUUGCCAUUUUCCCUCACCACCAAUACUUGGUGGCUUGCAAGGCGUUUUAGCCUUAAGGUUCUUAGUGGCAGUGGCACAGGUUCUGGCGCUUGAGUAGGCCCCCCCCCCAAUUUUUUUUUUAAAAAUAAACACAUGCAAGUGUAAAAGAACUUCCAGCAUUUUUCGACACACCUUUGUAAGGCAACCUAAAACACAUUCUCAUUUAUAUCAAACUUUAAACCAAAAUUCUAAAUGGAGAGUUUCAUCCUUGUGUCUGUCACAGAUUAAGGGUCUGAUCCUUUGCAGCGAUUUGGUGAGGGGGAACCCUCAAUUAAGAAGGCAGAAAGAUACCUCAAGCCCUCAUGCUCCAGGGUUAAGCCAUGUGAGAGACCAAGAUGAUUCUCUGAAAUAACAGAUUAGACAACAUCAUGCCAAUUGUUUUUACAAAUAGAAUACCUUUAUCAAAUACAAUUUAUGAAGAAUAAGAUGUUGGGGCCUCCCAAGUGGUGCAGCGGUCUAAGGCACUUGCUUGAGGCAUCACAGCCGGCGGUGACCGGGAGACCCAUGAGGCGGCGCACAAUUGGUCCAGCAUCGUCCGGGUUAGGGGAGGGUUUGGCCGGCCGGGAUUUCCUUGUCCCAUCGCACUCUAGCGACUCCUUGUGGCGGGCUGGACGCCUGCACGCUGACUUUGGUCGCCAGUUGUACAGUGUUUCCUCCGACACAUUGGUGCGGCUGGCUUCCGAGUUAAGCGAGCUUGGCAGGGUCGUGUUUCGGAGGACGCAUGGCUCUCGACCUUCGCCUCUCCCGAGUCCGUACAGCAGUUGCAGCGAUGGGACAAGACUGUAAUUGGAUAUCACGAAAUUGGGGAGAAAAAGGGGUCGUCCACAUUGUCUUUACUUGGUGGCUUGUGCUGCAUUUGAGCCUUCUUGGUAGCAGUGGCAUAGGUUUUCUGGUGUAUCAGGGCAAAUUCUGGUGGGGUCUUGGGUAGACCUUUGCCUGAAAAUAAACAUGCAAGUGUACAAUAACAUCCUUUUAAGUUUUAUUGCAGUGGAAGAAGUGGAAGAAGACUUUUAAAUAGUCAACGUAAACACAUAACCAACUUUAAACCAAAAUUCUACAACAUGCAAAAGUUAACAUCCCAAGCCCCUACCCCCUAGCCUGGAAAUCCAGAUGGAUUUCAGCUCAGUUUCACUACACUAAUAAUGGUGAAACAUGGAAUGAUUCCGUCUGGGUUGAGGCUACCGUCCCUCUAGCCACACGCUUGGAGAUUUGAAAGGAUAAGUUAAAGUAAUACGGUAAAAGGUCCUCCCACUCUAUUAACAGGCAAGGUGGUUGUUUAGUGUCUAGGAUUUAGGGAAAAGGGGUCGAUUAGUAAUCAGCAUGACAGACUACCAUACUUACAUAACUUGGAGGCAGUAGUGGCUGGAGGUGGGAGAUGACAUUCCGCAUGUGAUUCUAAACACGCAACAAUAUAAAGAAUACAAACCAUGCCAAUUACAUUGAAUGUACACAAACUGUCAAUGUGUGUUUAAACAUACCAGUUAUACAUUCUUUGAAUGUAGUUUUCUUUCGGUUUCUCUUGGAGAGCUCCUCCACUUCACUGGCUUUGAUGAUUUCGACAUCUUCAAAUUGCUGUUUUGAUUCUGAAUGGUGGGGAGAAGGUUCAAACAAUUUAACAAUAAAUUGUAACAACCAGCAAUUUUUACUUAUUGCAUUUUCCAUUUUAAUGUACCUGAUGUCAGUUUUAUCCUCAGAAGCUGAAAUGACUUCCACUUCAGUGAGGGUGUGGACCCAAUCCUUGAUUUUGUUUUUUGGGGGUAGAUCAGCUUUAAUAUUGCAGAUAGAUUGUAGCUUCCAUGACUGUUUGCAUCUUUUCUAAUCCCCGUUAUGUAUUUUUGUUAAUAUAAAGUAUAUAUAUUUAUUAAAUAUAUUUUCCUUUAUUAUUUUCACCUAACCCUACCACCUCUCCCCUAAUUGGAGUAAACUAAUGGACAACAACACUUACAUUUUUUACAUUUUUAGUCAUUUAGCAGAUGCUCUUAUCCAGAGCGACUUACAGUUAGUGAGUGCAUACAUUUUCAUACUUAGGCUUCUACUUCCAGCUUAUACAUACUAUAUAAAUUUUUAUGGACAUACACAAAAGAGUCCAAAUUGGUGAAGUGAAAUGAAAAAAAUAACUUGUUUCACAAAAUUCUAAAAAAUAAAUAACGGAAAAGUGGUGCGUGCAUAUGUAUUCACCCCCUUUGCUAUGAAGCCCCUAAAUAAGAUCUGGUGCAACCAAUUACCUUCAGAAGUCACAUAAUUAGUUAAAUAAAGUCCACCUGUGUGCAAUCUAAUCACAUGAUCUAUCACAUGAUCUGAGUAUAUAUACACCUGUUCUGAGAGGCCCCAGAGUCUGCAACACCACUAAGCAAGGGACACCACCAAGCAAGCGGCACCAUGAAGACCAAGGAGCUCUCCAAACAGGUCAGGGACAAAGUUGUGGAGAAGUACAGAUCAGGAUUGGGUUAUAAAAAAAUAUCUGAAACUUUGAACAUCCCACGGAGCAUCAUUAAAUCUAUUAUAAAAAAAUGGAAACAACAAACCUGCCAAGAGAGGGCCGCCCACCAAAACUCACGGACCAGGCAAGGAGGGCAUUAAUCAGAGAGGCAACAAAGAGACCAAAGAUAACCCUGAAGGAGCUGCAAAGCUCCACAGCGGAGAUUGGAGUAUCUGUCCAUAGGACCACUUUAAACCGUACACUCCACAGAGCUGGGCUUUACGGAAGAGUGGCCAGAGAAAAGCCAUUGCUUAAAGAAAUAAGCAAACACGUUUGGUGUUCGCCAAAAGGCAUGUGGGAGACUCCCCAAACAUAUGGAAGAAAGUACUCUGGUCAGAUGAGACUAAAAUUGAGCUUUUUGGCCAUCAAGGAAAAUGAUAUGUCUGGAGCAAACCCAACACCUCUCAUUACCCCGAGAACACCAUCCCCACAGUGAAGCAUGGUGGUGGCAGCAUCAUGCUGUGGGGAUGUUUUUCAUCGGCAGGGACUGGGAAACUGGUCAGAAUUGAAGGAAUGAUGGAUGGCACUAAAUACAGGGAAAUUCUUGAGGGAAACCUGUUUCAGUCUUCCAGAGAUUUGAGACUGGGACGGAGGUUCACCUUCCAGCAGGGGUGAAUAGUUAUGCACGCUCAAGUUUUCUGUUUUUUUGUCUUAUUUCUUGUUUGUUUUACAAUAAAAUAUAUUUUGCAUCUUCAAAGUGGUAGGCAUGUUGUGUAAAUCAAAUGAUACAACCCCCCCCAAAAUCAGUUUUAAUUCCAGGUUGUAAGGCAACAAAAUAGGAAAAAUGCCAAGGGGGGUUAAUACUCUUGCAACCCACUGUUUAAGCCAUAAUUACUUGGCAGAACUGUGCAACCGAGGGAUCCCUAUGUAUUGCCUAUGAUAGGGCAGAUGCAGCCAUGCUGAUGAGGUUCUCGGGAGGAAUCAUUUAUUUUGCAUUUGCGGAUAUUUUACACAUGGACACAUGCAUGCUGACUGCAAGAAUGUCCACCAGAGCUGUUGACAGAGAAUUGAAUGUUAAUUUCUCUACCAAUGUUGUUUUAGAGAAUUUGGCAGCAUGUCCAACCAGCCUCACAACCGCAGACCACGUGUAAUCACACCAGCCCAGGACCUCCACAUCCGGCUUCUACACCUGCGGGAUCAUCUGAGAAGUAACUGAGGAGUAUUUUUGUCUGUAAUAAAGCCCUUUUUGUGCGGAAAAACUAAUUCUGAUUGGCUGGGCCUUGCUCCCCAGUGGGUGGGCCAGUCUCCCAAGUGUGUGGGCUUAUACCCUCACAGGCUUACCCAUGGCUGUGCCCAUGUCCAGACAUGUAAAAUCUAUAGAUUAUGGCCUAAUGAAUUUAUUUCAAUUGACUGAUUUCCUUAUAUGAACGGUAACUCAGUAAAAUCUUUGAAAUUGUUACAUAUUGCAUUUAUAUUUUUGUUCAUAUUUAUAAAAUACAAUAUCCAAAGGUAAACGUGUAUUAUUAAUAUCAUUAAUUUGGCAUCCUAUUUAUAGGACUAAUAGUAAAUACUUCUAAACUUCUCUAGAUCAAUCAUAAAUGAAUGAUAGUAUAUCUAGCUACACGUUGAAAUGAUGGUGUCCUUUGGGCAAAUCAGAUGUCAAUGUACUACAUUGAAUGUAGCUUACAGUCGUGGUCAAAAGUUUUGAGAAUGACACAAGUAUUGGUCUUCACAAAGUUUGCUGCUUCAGUGUUUUUAGAUAUUUUUGUCAGAUGUUACUAUGGUAUACUGAAGUAUAAUUACAAGCUUUUCAUAAGUGUCAAAGGCUUUUAUUGACAAUUACAUGAAGUUUAUGCAAAGAGUCAAUAUUUGAAGUGUUGACCUUUAUUUUUCAAGACCUCUGCAAUCCGCCCUGGCAUGCUGUCAAUUAACUUCUGGGCCACAUCCUAACUGAUGGCAGCCCAUUCUUGCAUAAUCAAUGCUUGGAGUUUGUCAGAAUUUGUGGGUUUUGUUUGUCCACCCGCCUCUUGAGGAUUGACCACAAGUUCUCAAUGGGAUUAAGGUCUGGGGAGUUUCCUGGCUAUGGACCCAAAAUGUCGAUGUUUUGUUCCCCAAGCCACUUAGUUAUCACUUUUGCCUCAUGGCAAGGUGCUCCAUCAUGCUGGAAAAGGUAUUGUUCGUCACCAAACUGUUCUUGGAUGGUUGGGAGAAGUUGUUCUCGGAGGAUGUGUUGUUACCAUCCUUUAUUCAUGGCUGUGUUCUUAGGCAAAAUUGUGAGUGAGCCCACUACCUUGGCUGAGAAGCAACCCCACACAUGAAUGGUCUCAGGAUGCUUUACUGUUGGCAUGACACAGGACUGAUGGUAGCGCUCACCUUGUCUUCUCCGGACAAGCUUUUUUCCGGAUGCCCCAAACAAUCGGAAAGGGGAUUCAUCAGAGAAAAUGACUUUACCCCAGUCCUCAGCAGACCAAUCCCUCUACCUUUUGCACAAUAUCAGUCUGUCCCUGAUGUUUUCCCUGGAGAGAAGUGGCUUCCUUGCUGCCCUUCUUGACACCAGGCCAUCUUCCAAAAGUCUUCGCCUCACUGUGCGUGCAGAUGCACUCACACCUGUCUGCUGCCAUUCCUGAGCAAGCUCUGCACUGGUGGUGCCCCGAUCCCGCAGCUGAAUCAACUUUAGGAGACAGUCCUGGCGCUUGCUGGACUUUCUUGGGUGCCCUGAAGCCUUCUUCACAACAAUUGAACCUCUCUCCUUGAAGUUCUUGAUGAUCCGAUAAAUGGUUGAUUUACUAGCAGCAAUAUCCUUGCCUGUGAAGCCCUUUUUGUGCAAAGCAAUGAUGACGGCACGUGUUUCCUUGCAGGGAACCAUGGUUAACAGAGGAAGAACAAUGAUUUCAAGCACCACCCUCCUUUUAAAGCUUCCAGUCUGUUAUUCUAACUCAAUCAACAUGUCAAAGUGAUCUCCAGCCUUGUCCUCGUCAACACUCUCACCUGUGUUAACAAGAGAAUCACUGACAUGAUGUCAGCUGGUCCUUUUGUGGCAGGGCUGAAAUGCAGUGGAAAUGUUUUUUGGGGAUUAAGUUCAUUUUCAUGGCAAAGAUGGACUUUGCAAUUUAUUGCAAUUCAUCUGAUCACUCUUCAUAACAUUCUGGAGUAUAUGCAAAUUGCAAUCAUAAAAACUGAGGCAGCAGACUUUGUGAAAAUUAAUAUUUGUGUCAUUCUCAAAACUUUUGACCACGACUGUACAUAAACCCAAUCUUAUUCUGAAUUUACUUGUUAUAAAUUGAUUUGCAUUUUAAUGAGGGAAAUAAGUAUUUGACCCCUCUGCAAAACAUGACUUAGUACUUGGUGGCAAUCACAGAGGUCAGACGUUUCUUGUAGUUGGCCACCAGGUUUGCACACAUCUCAGGAGGGAUUUUGUCCCACUCCUCUUUGCAGAUCUUCUCCAAGUCAUUAAGGUUUCGAGGCUGACGUUUGGCAACUCGAACCUUCAGCUCCCUCCACAGAUGUUCUAUGGGAUUAAGGUCUGGAGACUGGCUAGGCCACUCCAGGACCUUAAUGUGCUUCUUCUUGAGCCACUCCUUUGUUGCCUUGACUGUGUGUUUUGGGUCAUUGUCAUGCUGGAAUACCCAUCCACGACCCAUUUUCAAUGCCCUGGCUGAGGGAAUGAGGUUCUCACCCUAGAUUUGACGGUACUUUGCCCCGUCCAUCAUCCCUUUGAUGCGGUGAAGUUGUCCUGUCCGCUUAGCAGAAAAACACCCCAAAGCAUAAUGUUUCCACCUCCAUGUUUGACGGUGGGGAUGGUGUUCUUGGGGUCAUAGGCAGCAUUCCUCCUCCUCCGAACACGGCGAGUUGAGUUGAUGCCAAAGAGCUCCAUUUUGGUCUCAUCUGACCACAACACUUUCACACAGUUCUCCUCUGAAUCAUUCAGAUGUUCAUUGGCAAACUUCAGACGGGCAUGUAUAUGUGCUUUCUUGAGCAGGGGGACCUUGCGGGCGCUGCAGGAUUUCAGUCCUUCACGGCGUAGUGUGUUACCAAUUGUUUUCUUGGUGACUAUGGUCCCAGCUGCCUUGAGAUCAUUGACAAGAUCCUCCCGUGUAGUUCUGGGCUGAUUCCUCACCGUUCUCAUGAUCAUUGCAACUCCACGAGGUGAGAUAUUGCAUGGAGCCCCAGGCCGAGGGAGAUUGGCAGUUAUUUUGUGUUUCUUCCAUUUGCGAAUAAUCGCACCAACUGUUGGCACCUUCUCACCAAGCUGCUUGGCGAUGGUCUUGUAGCCCAUUCCAGCCUUGUGUAGGUCUACAAUCUUGUCCCUGACAUCGUUGGAGAGCUCUUUGGUCUUGGCCAUGGUGGAGAGUUUGGAAUGUGAUUGAUUGAUUGCUUCUGUGGACAGGUGUCUUUUAUACAGGUAACAAACUGAGAUUAGGAGCACUCCCUUUAAGAGUGUGCUCCUAAUCUCAGCUCAUUACCUGGAUAAAAGACACCUGGGAGCCAGAAAUCUUUCUGAUUGAGAGGGGGUCAAUGCAAAUCAAUUUAGAACACUUUUGACAUGCGUUUUUCUGGAUUUUGUUGUUGUUAUUCUGUCUCUCACUGUUCAAAUAAACAUACCAUUAAAAUUAUAGACUGAUAAUUUCUUUGUCAGUGGGCAAACGUAUCAGCAGGGGAUCAAAUAUUUUUUCCCUCACUGUAGCUUGUGUAAAACAAGUUAGAGGAGUUCAGAGCAUAGUUAUGCAAAUGAGUAUGGAAGCUGAUCAAAUAAAAUUUAAUAAAAUUGUAUUUGUCACAUGCGCCGAAUACAACAGUGAAAUCCUUACUUACAAGCCCUUAACCAACAAUGCAGUUUUAAGAAAUAAUAUAAUUAAAUAUUUAAAGAGCAGCAGUAAAAUAGCAAUAGCGAGGCUAUAUACAGGGGGUACCGGUACCGAGUCAAUGUGUGUCCAUAUGUGUUGACAUGAUAGCUCAGCAGAAACUAACACAACUUGUUUCCAAAGCUAAGCAGGGUACAUAGAGGUAGUCAUCUGGAUGGUACAUGUCCCCUCAUAUACCAAUAAGGAGUCACUGUUCAGGCAGGAAUCGUUGGACUGAGGCUUCAGAUUCUAUUUCAAUAUGGGCAUCUCUUUAUUUAGGUUGAUGGCAUGAUGUUGAAACAAUGACAUUGAUUCAAACAUACCUUUUUACUAUCAACAUUGAAACAAGGUCAAAUAAAAUAUGUCUAAUCAAAUAUGAAAUUCAACAUCAUUUCAUCCACCCAAUAUACAGAAUAUAUAUUAUUUUUUCAACUUAUUUUUUUAUCUGGGAGUCAUACUAAGACCAAGACCUUUUACAGAUGAGCCCUGAAUGACAUAAUUUACAGAAAAUACACACAUCAAUAUGAAUACAAAAUGCAAGCAGAAAGAACAACAUGGUCAUAAAAAGAAUUGAUCUGAUGUUGCAUGACAUAAAUUGUGCUGCAAUUUCCACGUAGAUUCUACGUGAGAUUUUUAACCAUUCUACGUGGAAUUUUCAAUGUAAUUUCAACGUAUACAGUACAUCGUUUUGAUGAUUACGUUGAAAUUAGAUUGAUGUAACAACCUGUUAGUCACGUUAAGUAAUUGUAUUUAAGUUGAAGUUUUACCCUAAUUUCAAUGUUUGCAACGGUGGUUGAAAUCAAAUGAAAACUGUACUGGUUGAUUACUUUUUGCAAAUCCAAAUGUGUUUCAAACAUAGAUUCAACAUCACAAUAUGUUGACAUAUUACAUUGAAACAACAGUGAUUCAACUAGUUUGUGCCCAGUGGGAUCUAAUUAUGUACCUUGUUAUCUCAUUGUCUACCGUUUUCUUUGUCUGUUGCAUUUGUCUGUUGAGUUAACAAUCAAGUUAACUUGCUAAUGCAGUUCCUGGUGGUAAAACAGAGCAUUGUUGCAGUACAACAUGCUGUAGUUAGCACGCAAUGCACAACUAAACUUCCCACUCAGGCCGGGAUUGAAUCCGAUCGCACAUUGGGACAAUGCGCCAUUUAAAGGUAAUUUCCGAUUGAACCGACAUAUGCAGUGUUUACUGUGAAUGUGGUCUCAGCGAACACGGGAACAUUGCCUUUAAAAGACCAUUGUCGAAAAAGUGCGAUCGGAUUGAAUAACGGCCUCAGUCUGUUAACAUGAUACACACACCUCAAAUACGCCAAUACCGAUGCAACUUCUUCUCAAACAGAGAUGUUUUUCCUCUUUGUACCUGGAACUACUACUUAUACGGCUAUCAAGAUACAGCUAGAGCAGUUAUGAAGUUUAACAACUUCCUUUCUUCUCCUAUCCUUCCAGACACCCUCUGUUCCCACUGCUGGCCCUGCUGUUUGAGAAGUGUGAGCAGGCCACCCAGGGCUCUGAGUGCAUCACCUCUGCCAGCUUCGAUGUGGACAUCGAGAACUUUGUCCACCAGCAGGAGCAGGACCACAAGCCGUUCUUCAGCGAGGACCCCGAGCUGGACAACCUGGUUAGUACCCUGCCUGGGGGCCAUCUAAGUAGUCCAACUUGGAUUUGAAGCAUCUCAAAAGUCUAAUAUGGCUUCCUAAUAUUGAGCAGUUAUCGCAAUAGUCAUACUGUAAUGACUUCCUCCACCAGUAGAGGGAGCAAUUCAUCCUCAACAUUAGUACACCACGUUGGACUACUGAGAUGCCUCCUCAACAUUAGUAAGCCACGCUGGACUACUGAGAUGCCUCCUCAACAUUAGUAAGCCACGCUAGACUACUGAGAUGCCUCCACAAUUUCAGGAAGCCAUGCUAGACUACUGAGAUGCCUCCUCAACGUUAGGAAGCCACACUAGACUACUGAGAUGCCUCCUCAACGUUAGGAAGCCACGCUAGACUACUGAGAUGCCUCCUCAACGUUAGGAAGCCACGCUAGACUACUGAGAUGCCUCCUCAACGUUAGGAAGCUCUGUUAGUUAUCCCUUUCAGGUCCCACUCACUAUAAAGUUGUCUUAUUUUCUCUCUCACCCUUUCUCAUGUACACGGUUCUCUCUUCAAUUAUCUCUCUCUCUCUAUCUCUCUCUCUCUCUCUCUCUCUCUCUCUCUCUCUCUCUCUCUCUCUCUCUCUCUCUCUCUCUCUCUCUCUCUCUCUCUCUCUCUCACAGACUACCUCUACCCCCUCCCUCUUGUACCUCCUCUUUCUUUCCUCCUUUGUCUCUCUCAAUAUCCAUUUCUAUUCACCCUUUCUCUCUUUUCCCCUCAUGCUCUCCCUCCCACCCUUCUAUGACAGCUAGCAGUAAUUAGAAAUUAGGAGAAAUAGGGAGGGUGGCUAGAGAGAGAGAGUGAGUGAGUGAGUGAGUGAGUGAGUGAGUGAGUGAGUGAGUGAGUGAGUGAGUGAGUGAGUGAGUGAGUGAGAGAGAGACAGAGAGAGAGAGAGAGAGGGGGAGAGAGAGAGAGAAGGUUGGCUCUCAUCAUUAUGGGGGUGCUCGGCGACAAGUGGUGAGGCAGUUAAUUAACCCCGCAUCUGUUUGCUUUACGAGGCGCCGGUCGGGGGCUGGCCCCAGCACACACUAACUCUUCCACAGGACAGUAAGCUGAAGCUGACUGGCCGAGAUGGCACAAGGCCCCGAUUCUGGUGCCCUUGAGUGCUGACUUUGAGAGAGUGAGCACUGGAAGGGGAAUCCUGGUUGGGAAAAUUUUGAGAGGGUCAUGGAUUAGCAAGUGUUAUGUCAAGGGCUAUCUGAAAACGUUCAGGGACUGACUGACUAGGGCCAGCACAUCAUCUAUAAGGCACACAAGGGGUCUGUCCAGAAACAAACCCUAGCCCCUGGGGAUUUCUCGUGGCAUCCAUUGCCAAUUAUUGAUUAUUUAUAUACCUUUGGUUCAAACUGGAGAAGGCAACCAUUGAGCUAGUCAAUGUUGAGCCAGCCUAGCAUUCAGGCUAGCAUGUAGCAGGUAGCCUACUCCCUCAGUCAUUUAGCCUGCUGGCUUUGUCUCUCUCUCCUCAGAUGGUGAAGGCCAUCCAGGUGCUAUGGUUACACCUUUUUAAAGCUGUAGAAAGCAACAAUGGAGCUAGCUAAAGUUGAGCUAGCUCAGACUAGCAUGAAGGCUAGCAUAUAGCCUCCUCCUUUCCUCAGUCAAUAAGCCUGCUUAUUUUGCUCUCUCUCUCCUCAGAUGGUGAAGGCCAUCCAGGUGCUGAGGAUCCACCUGCUGGAACUGGAGAAGGUUAACGAGCUUUGCAAGGACUUCUGCAACCGCUACAUCACUUGCCUCAAGACCAAGAUGCACAGCGACAACCUGCUCCGCAAUGACCUGGGCGGGCCCUACUCGCCCUCGCACACCUCAAUUAGCCUGCAGCAGGUAAGAGAUGGACACACACACAAAAACGGAUUGAAUCAACGUUGUUUCCAUGUCAUUUAAAAAUAUAUAUAUAAUGUGAUGACAUUGAAUUAGCGUGGAAAACUGAUUGGAUUUGCAAAAAGUCAUCAACGUAAGGGAAUUUCAUAUUUUUAACCUAAAUCCAAUGACAUCGUGAAUUUUGGUUGUUGAUUUCACGUCUAAUUGACGUUAGUUGACAACUCAAACAAAAUUAAAUCAAAACUAGACGUUGAAAUGACAUGGGAUAUGUGCACUGGUGCACGCAUGCACAUAUGCACUCUAAACAGAAUGUAUCUGGUAUGCACUUAGAAAGAGCCAACUGCAUUUGUCAUGUUUCGACUUUUAUUUUUUUAUUUUAAUAAAAAUUACAUACAUUUCCCCCAGUUUUCGUUCACUCUAAGAAAGUAACUUGAAACAUAUUUUUUUCGUAUUCUGUACAUUUGCAAUAGUUAUCUCAAAUUUGACAGAGUUCAUUGACAGUUGGAGCCAUUCUGCAAAUGAGGGUGGCUGCUCCUCUUUCCAAUGCCUUAAAAUGACCAUUUUAGCAAUGAGAGUUAGUGUCCUGAGCAUGGAAGCAUUUGGUGAAUUUUCCGGGAGUUUAAUUCCCAGCAAGAUAAAGGCUGCAUUUGUGUGUAGUCUAUUUUCUAUUGCUCCUUGAAAUAGAGAGAAUAUUAUUUUCCAAUAGGGUUUGAUUUGAUUUAUUAGGAGCCCCAUUAGCCGACGCCAAUGCCGACAGGUAGUCUUACUGCAUUCCGACACAUAACGAAAAAGAUAAUACAGACAAAAUGCUUUACAUUUUAUACUGAACAAAAAUAUAAACACAACAUGCAACCGUUUCAACGAUUUUACUGAGUUACAGUUCAUAUAAGGAAAUCAGUCAAUUAAAAUAAAUAAAGGUCCUAAUCUAUGGAUUUCAUUUGACUGGGCAGGGGCGCAGCCAUGGGUGGGCCUGGGAGGGCAUAGGCCCACCCACUUGGGAGUCAGGCCCACCCACUGGGGAGCCAGGCCCAGCCAAUCAGAAUGAGGUUUUCCCUACAAAAGGGCUUUAUUACAGACAAAAUACUCCUCAGUUUCAUCAGCUGUCUGGGUGGCUGGUCUCAGACGAUCCCGCAGGUGUAGAAACCAGAUAUGGAGGUCCUGGGCCAGCGUGGUUACACGUGGUCUGCGGUUGUGAGGCCAGUUGGACGUACUGCCAAAUAUUAUAAAACAACGUUGGAGGCAGAUUGUGGUAGGGAAAUGAAAAUUACAUUCUCUGGCAACAGCUCUGGUGGACAUUCCUGCAGUCAGCAUGCCAAUUGUACACUCCCUUGAGACAUCUGUGGCAUUGUGUUGUGUGCCAAAACUGCACAUUUUGGAGUGGCCUUUUAUUGUCCCCAGCACAAGGUGCACCUGUGUAAUGAUCAUUCUGUUUAAUCAGCUUCUUGAUAUGCCACACCUGUCAUGUGGAUGGAUUAUCUUGGCAAAGGAGAAAUGCUCACUAACAGGGAUGUAAACAAAUUUGUGCACAGAACUUUUGAGAAAUAAGCUUUUUGUGCAUAUGUCAAAUUUGUGGGAUCUUUUAUUUCAGCUCAUGAAACAUGGGACCAACUCUUUACAUGUUGCAUUUUUAGUUUUGUUCAGUAUAGAUACAUUUAAAAACAUGAACAUGUAGUGUGCGUGUGUGUGCAUCUAUCAGUUACAUGUCAGUACAUACACAAAAUAAGUAGGUCAGAUGGAGGAGAGGCGUUGUGCCGUGAGGUGUUGCUUUAUUUAUUUAUUGAAACCAGGUUUGCUGUUCACUUGCACUAUAUGAGAUUGAAGGGAGUUCCAUGCACUCAUGGCUCUGUAUAAUACUGUACGUUUCCUUGAAUUUGUUCUGGACCUGGGGACUGUGAAAAGACCCCUGGUGGCAUGUCUGGUGGGGUAAGUGUAUCAGUGCUGUGUGUAGGCACUCCCGAGUGGCGCAGUGGUCUACUAGAGAUCCUGGUUCGAGUCCAGGCUCUGUCGCAGCCUGCCGCGACUGGGACACCCAUGGGCGGCGCACAAUUGGUCCAGCGUCGUCCAAGGUAUGGGAGGGUUUGGCCGGCAGCGAUGUGGGUUCGUUUCCCACGGGGGGCCAAUGUGACAAAAAACAUGUAUGCAUUCACUAACUCUGGAUAAGAGCGUCUGCUAAAUGACUAAAAUGUAAAACAUUUAAGUUGACUAUAAAAUGUGUUUUUAAUUUCCAACACAAUGUUUCUUAUAAAGCAAGAAGUGAUGCAGUCAGUCUUUCCUCAACUCUUAGCCAAGAGAGACUGGCAUGCUGUCACGCCCUGGCUCUGGGGACUCUUAAAUGUUGAGCCAGGGUGUGUAGUGUCUAUGUUGUAUUUUCUAUGUUGUUGAUCUAGAUCGUGUAGAUCUAUGUUGGCCAGGGUGGUUCCCAAUCAGAGGCAGCUGUUUCUCAUUGUCUCUGAUUGGGGACAAUACUUAGGCAGCAUGUUUGGCACUAGUCAUUGUGGGAUCUUGUUCCGUAUGGUUUGUUUUGGUGUUAACCUAUGACUUCACGUAUCGUUUGGUUUGUUGUUUUUGUUCGUGUGUGUUAAGUACGUUAAUUAAAUAAAAUGUACGCUUACCACGCUGCGCCUUGGUCUGUCACUUCCUUGAACGAUCGUGACAGAAGAUCCCACCAAAAGAGGACCAAGCAGCGUGUCCAGGAGCAAACGCCGGAGGUUACGUUAGUAGAUGUCCUCCUCGGUUGGGGGAGAAUCACGGAGGAGGAGGCCGUCUGUUACCGGAGGGCGAUGAAUGAAAAUGCCCAGGCAGGAGAGGAGAAACGGCGCCAACCGUGCCGACGACGGACACCCAAGAGGCAACCCCAAUAAAAAAAUUUGGGGGGGCACACGGCGUGGACGACGGGGCAGCAGCAGGCAGCGACAGGGCGUAUCUGCAGACUAGGAGAGGAGGCCACCAGGUUACGGGGGCUAUUGGUCCAGAGGGAGCAGGAGUUAAUUGGUCAGAGGGAGGAGCUACAGGAGGCGUUAAGGGAGAAGGAGAAUGUAGAGGCACGGCGAGAGGAGCUGGUUAGGCAGCAGAGGGAGCGGAGGUUUAUAAGGAAACCCAGUCCCGCUCCUCACACCAAGCAAGUGGUGUGUGUCACCAGUCCGGUCCGGCCCGUUCCUGAUCCCCGCACUAAGCCAGUGGUGCGUGUUCCCAGUACGGCUCGACCCAUUCCUGCUUCCCGCACAAGGCCAGUGGUGUGUGUUCCCAGUACGGUCCGGCCCGUUCCUGCUCCCCGCACUAAGUUAGUGGUGCGUGUUCCCAGUACGGCCCGACCCGUUCCUGCUCCUCGCACUAAGCAAGUGGUGCGUGUUCCCAGUCCGGCCUGGCCCGUUCCUGCUCCCCGCACCAAGCCAGUGGUGCGUAUCCACAGUCCGGCCCGGCCCGUUCCGGCUCCCCGCACCAAGCCAAUGGUGCUUGUUCCCAGUCCAGCCCGGCCUGUUCCUGCUCCCCGCACCAAGCCAAUGGUGCGUGUUCCCAGUCCAGCCCGGCCUGUUCCUGCUCCCCGCACCAAGCCAAUGGUGCGUGUUCCCAGUCCAGCCCGUCCUGUUCCUGCUCCCCGCACCAAGCCAGUGGUGCGCGUCGCCAGCCCGGUCCGGCCUGUUCCUGCUCCCCGCACCAAGCCAGUGGUGCGCGUCGUCAGCCCGGUCCGGCCUGUUCCUGCUCCCCGCACCAAACUAGUGGUGCGCGUCGUCAGCCCGGUCCGGCCUGUUCCUACUCCCCACACCAAGCCAGGGGUGCGCGUCGUCAGCCCGGUCCGGCCUGUUCCUACUCCCCACACCAAGCCAGGGGUGCGCGUCGUCGGCCCGGUCCGGCCUGUUCCUGUCCCUCGCACCAAGCCAGUGGUGUGCAUCGCCAGCCCAGUCCGGCCCGUUCCUGCUCCCCGCACCAAGCCAGUGGUGCGCGUCGCCAGCCCGGUCCGGCCUGUUCCUGUCCCUCGCACUAAGCCAGUGGUGCGCGUCGUCAUCCCGGUCCGGCCCGUUCCUGCUCCCCGCACCAAGCCAGUGGUGCGCGUCGUCAGCCCGGUCCUGCCCGUUCCUGCUCCCCGCACCAAGCCAGUGGUGCGUGUGUCCAGUCCGGCAUGGCCCGUGCCUGUUUCACCGGUGCCUGGUCCGGCACCGGUCAGCUGCUCCACUCCGGAGCCUGAGCAAUCCGCUCCACCGGUGUCCAGUCCAGCUCCAGUCAGCGGGGCCAGACCAGACCAGGGGCGCAACGGGGAGGUGGAGAAAAGGUGGUUGUCACGCCCGGAGCCGGAUCCGCCUCCGAGGCGGAAUGCCCACCCGGCUCCUACCCUCUUGUGUUUGUGUGGCGCGGUCACAGUCCGCGCCUUUGGGGGGGGGGGGUACUGUCACGCCCUGGCUCUGGGGACUCAUAAAUGUUGAGCCAGGGUGUGUAGUGUCUAUGUUGUAUUUUCUAUGUUGUUGAUCUAGAUCGUGUAGAUCUAUGUUGGCCAGGGUGGUUCCCAAUCAGAGGCAGCUGUUUCUCGUUGUCUCUGAUUGGGGACAAUACUUAGGCAGCAUGUUUGGCACUAGUCAUUGUGGGAUCUUGUUCCGUAUGGUUUGUUUUGGUGUUAACCUAUGACUUCACGUAUCGUUUGGUUUGUUGUUUUUGUUCGUGUGUGUUAAGUACGUUAAUUAAAUAAAAUGUACGCUUACCACGCUGCGCCUUGGUCCGUCACUUCCUUGAACGAUCGUGACACAAGCAUAUUAUUGAUAUUAGCCUUCUGAUUACAUUUAAGAGCAAGACGUACCACUCUGUUCUGGGCAAGCUGCAACUUAACUAGGUCUUUCUUUACAUCACUUGACCAUAUGACUGGACAAUAUCAAGAUAAGACAAAACUAGAGACUGCAGGACUUGCUUUGUGGAGUGUGGUUUCAAAAAUGCAGAGCAUUUCUUUAUUACAGACAGAUCACUCCCCAUCUUUACAACCAUUGAAUCUAUAUGUUUUGACCAUGACAGUUUACAAUCUAAGGUAAAACCAAGUAAUUUAGUCUCCUCAACUUGUUCAACAGUCACACCAUUCAUUACCAGAUUCAGCUGAGGUCUAACAUUUAGGGAAUGAUUUGUACCAAAUCAUUCCCUAAAUGAAAUACUAUGUUCAGAAGCAGUUUAUUACUGGCCACCCAUUCCAAAACUGACUGCAACCGUUUGUUAAGGGUUUCAGUGACUUCAUUAGCUGUGGAUGCUGAUAUGGUUGAAUCAUCAGCAUACAUGGACACACAGGCUUUGUUUAAUGCAAGUGGCAUGUCAUUGGUAAAAAAUAGAAAAGUGUAGAGGGCCUAGAGAGCUGCCCUGCGGUACACCACACUUUACAUGUUUGACAUUAGAGAAGAUUCCAUUAGAUAGAUAGCUUUGAAUCCACAAUAUGGCAGAGGUUGAAAAGACAUAACACAUACACUACCAGUCAAAAGUUUGGACACACCUACUCAAUCAAGUGUUUUUCUUUAUUUUUACUAUUUUUAUGUAAAAUAAUAGUGAAGACAUCAAAACUAUCGAAUAACACAUAUGGAAUCAUGUAGUAAACAAAGAAGUGUUAAACAUAUCAAAAUAUAUGCUAUAUUUGAGAUUCUUCAAAUAGCCACCCUUCGCCUUGAUGACAGCUUUGCACAUUCUUGGCAUUCUCUCAACCAGCUUCAUGAGGUAGUCACUUGGAAUGCAUUUCAAUUAACAGGUGUGCCUUCUUAAAAGUUAAUUUCUGGAAUUUCUUUCCUUCUUAAUGCGUUUGAGCCGAUCAGUUGUGUUGUGACAAGGUAGGGGGGGUAAACAGAAGAUAUCCCUAUUUGGUAAAAGACCAAGUCCAUAUUAUGGCAAGAACAGCUCAAAUAAGCAAAGAGAAACGACAGUCCAUCAUUACUUUAAGACAUGAAGGUUAGUCAAUACGAAACAUUUCAAGAACUUUGAAAGUUUCUUCAAGUGCAGUUGCAAAAACCAUCAAGCGCUAUGUUGAAACUGGCUCUCAUGAGGACCGCCACAGGAAUGAAAGACCCAGAGUUACCUCUGCUGCAGAGGUUAAGUUCAUUAGAGUUACCAGCCUCAGAAAUUGCAGCCCAAAUAAAUGCUUCACAGAGUUCAAGUCACAGACACAUCUAAACAUCAACUGUUCAGAGGGGACUGUGUGAAUCAGUCCUUCAUGGUCGAAUGCUGCAAAGAAACCAGUACUAAAGGACACCAAUAAGAAGAAGAGACCUGUUUGGGCCAAGAAACAUGAGGAAUGGACAUUAGACUGGUGGAAAUUUGUCCUAUGAUCUGGAGUCCAAAUUUGAGAUUUUUGGUUCCAACUGCCGUGUCUUUGUGAGACGCAGUGUGGGUGAACGGAUGAUCUCCGCAUGUGUAGUUCCCACCGUAAAGCAUGGAGGAGGAGGUGUUAUGGUGUGGGGGUAAUUUGCUGGUGAUGCUGUCUGUGAUUUAUUUAGAAUUCAAGGCACACUUAACCAGCAUGGCUACCACAGCAUUCUGCAGCGGUACGCCAUCCCAUCUGGUUUGGGCUUAGUGGGACUAUCAUUUGUUUUUCAACAGGGCAAUGACCCAACACACCUCCAGGCUGUGUAAGGGCUAUUUUACCAAGAAGGAGAGUGAUGGAGUGCUGCAUCAGAUGACCUGGCCUCCACAAUCCCCCGACCUCAACCCAAUUGAGAUGGUUUGGGAUGAGUCGGACGGCAGAGUGAAGGAAAAGCAGCCAACAAGUGCUCAGAAUAUGUGGGAACUCCUUCAAGACUGUUGGAAAAGCAUUCCAGGUGAAGCUGGUUGAGAGAAUGCCAAGAGUGUGCAAAGCUGUUAUCAAGGCAAAGGGUGGCUAUUUGAAGAAUCUCAAAUAUGAAAUAUAUUUUGAUUUGUUUAACAACAUGAUUCCAUAUGUGUUAUUUCAUAGUUUUGAUGUCUUCACUAUUAUUCUACAAUGUAGAAAAUGGUAAAAACAAAGAAAAACCCUUGAAUGAGUAGAUGAGUCCAAACUUUUGACUGGUACUGUAUGUUUUCUCAACAACAGGUUAUGGUCAAUAAUAUCAAAGACUGCACUGAAAACUAACAGUACAGCUCCCACAAUCUUCUUAUUAUCAAUUUCUUUCAACCAAUCAUCAGUAAUUUGUGUCAGUGGCGUACAUGUUGAGUGCCCUUCUAUAUCACCAUUCUGAAAGUCUGUUGUUAAUUUGUUUACAGAGAAAUAGCAUUGUCUCAAACACAAUUUCUUCCAACAGUUUGCUAAGAGCUGGCAGCAAGCUGAUAGGUCUGCUUUACCACUCUUGGGUAGCGGAAUGACUUUGGCUUCCCUCCAGGCAUGAAGACAAACACUUUCCUCUAGGCUCAGAUUAAACGUAUGACAGAUAAGAGUGGCUAUAGAGUCAGCUACCAUCCUCAGUAGCUUUCUAUCUAAGUUGUAAUUGCCAGAAGACUAACUUUACAAAAUUCAAAUUUACAAUGCUUUUCUUUAAUUAUUAGGAAACUUGACCAACUUAGGACACAAGCCCAGGAUCAUCUGAUUUACAUCUCCAACAUUUGCUGGUGGUUGUCAUUUUUGCCUUGUACAUUUUAGAGGGAGUUCAAUAAGUUAUAUUAAUUAUAUUAUACUAAACCAUUUGUGUUUAAGACUACAUUUUUCUUGUAUAUUCAUCUUCAAAUCUUUACCGCAUUUUUUCCUUAACGGAAGGUGUAGUCCCCUUGUUUUUUCAUUUAAGAAUUUAUACACCCUGGAUGCCUGGUGGUUUUUGGAAUGGACAUCCUUUAUAAAACUUUCCAAUUAGUUUGAACAAUUACAUUCAAACAUGAUUUUAUCUGCUGACUUGACUGCCUGUUUUGUUUUUCUGAAAGGCCAUUAUACUUGUGUUCAAACGUCUGAGCCGUAUUCAGUAGUGUACAACGUGGAAUGUUUUGAUACAAAUACAUUUUGAAGAACAGACAUGUGUCUCCUACAUGUUGCAAUAAUGAGUCAUGUCAGCUCUAUUCAUUGCAUUUCUAUCUGCAACAUUCAGUACGUCCUCAACCACCCUUCUCAGACCCCUCACUUGUUCCCUCUCUUCUUAUGACCUCUGACCUCACCAGGACCUCCUCCAGACGUCCUCUCCGUCCAUGACAUCAGUCUCCAGCUCUGUCAACUCCUCGGGCAUCAUGGUGCCCACCGGGACCCUGCAACAGGGCAACAUUGCCAUGACUACCAUCAACUCCCAGGUGGUAUCAGGUGAGAAGCCUUUCCACCUUCCACAACCCAGUUGUAUGGGUACCUCACCUUCCCUAAUAGUAUGCAUGUUAUCAUUUAUUGGGAUGAGUCUUGUCCUGGAAGCAGAACUGAGCGAUUUCGGCUAGACGGGAAAGUCAAAAUUGUCUAUUUUGUAAAAACGUAUGAAAACAAAAAUUUGCAUUUUUUUGGUCAUAAUUUAAGGUUAGAGUUAGGCAUUAGGGUUAACAGUGUGGUUAAGGUUAAGGUUAAGGCUAAAGUUAGGUUUAAAAUCUGAUUUUAUUACUUUGUGGCUGUGCCAGCUCGUGACCGCUCUCAGAGCUGCCUCAAGAACAAGAUUCAUGACGUAAAACGCUAACCUGCUAAUAUUACAUCUUUACGUUGUACUUUAUAACAACUGUCCCUUUUACCUAUACAUUGUAGUUACAUAGGCAGGAACAGUUGCAGUUUAUAUACAAAUUGUACAAAGUGUUCUACCUUGCCUGCACAACAUUUAUUUGCAACGGAAUUAUCUAAAACAACAACAGGGUAAGAGAAGGUUUAGCCACAAAACAUGUUAUGCACUAAGUAUUUAUCAAUGCUUCUUUCAGCAACUGCAUGCUGGUAGGUCACAGCAUAUCCUAUGUAAAACAGAGGCUGUUGACAUAUAAUUAAGAAUAAACAUUUUGUGUUAAUGAAGGUGUUCUAUAUCACUCAAGAGUGUGACUAUGGGUUUCUUGUUAUUAUGUUACCCCUACCCUCCAGAAAUCCCUUUCAACCCAGAAUAAUCAAUCUCAUUCCAGCUUUCUCUUUGAUCACAACACUCAAAUUAACUCAAAAUUAACACCCAUAAUUAGAUAAUCUAAAUGAGUGGUAAUUAGUAGCAAAACAACAACUCCUUCCUCAAGGACCCCGAGGUGAAAGAAUACACCUUUUGUUUCUGGAUUUAUUUGCGUCGUCCUUGUUUACGUGUUGUUGUUGUUGUUGUUAUUGUUGUGUUAGGGUGAGAUAAUAGAGCUCUCGAGUCUAAACUGCGCGAGGCCGACUGUUUUUCACAGAAGAAGAAGCCACUCGACUUUUAUGACCGCAAAUUAUCCCCUCAGGUGGAACCUUGUAUCAGCCGGUUGCCAUGGUGACAUCGCAAGGGCAGGUGUUAACCCAGGGACUCUCCCAGGGGACCAUCCAGAUCCAGAAUUCACAGGUGAGGCCACCAGCUGCUCUCCUAGCAUAUCCCUCCCUGCUGUCCCCACAAUCCAUCUUGUCCCCACAAUCCCUGCUGUCCCCACAAUCCAUCUUGUCCCCACAAUCCAUCUUGUCCCUGGAAUCCCUGCUGUUCCCUCUAUUCAAGAUUCAAAACCAUUCUUCUCACCAAAACGUAUUGUUGUUAUAGUUACGUCAGGGCGUCCCUUAUUUCAAUUUUUGUGAGAAACCAAUUAAAAUCAGGUCAAAUCAACUUUUAUGCAGAGAGAAAAAUAUAUAAAUAAUAGAAGGAUAGUAACACAAGCAAUAAAUACACAAUGAGCAACGAUAACUUGGCUAUAUACACAGAGUACCAGUACCGAGUCGAUGUACAGGGGUACGAGGUAAUUGAGGUAGAUAUGUACAUACAGUGCAUUCGGAAAGUAUUCAGACCCCUUGACUUUUUCCACAUUUUGUUAAGUUACAGCCUUAUUCUAAAAUUGAUUAAAUUGUUUAUUUCCCUCAUCAAUCUACACACAAUACCCCAUAAUGACAAAGCAAAAACAGGUUAUUAGAAUAUUUUGCAAAUUCCUAAAACAUAAAACAAACAGAAAUAACUAAUUUACAUAAGUAUUCCGACCCUUUUCUAUGAGACUCGAAAUUGAGCUCAGGUGCAUCCUGUUUCCAUUGAUCAUCCUUGAGAUGUUUCUACAACUUGAAUGGAGUCCACCUGUGGUAAAUUAAAUUGAUUGGACAUGAUUUGGAAAGGCACACACAUGUCUAUAUAAGGUCCCAGAGUUGACAGUGCAUGUCAGAGCAAAAAUUAAGCCAUAAGGUCGAAGGAAAUGUCUGUAGAGCUCCGGGACAGGAUUGUGUCGAGUCACAGAUCUGUGGAAGGGUACCAAAAAAUUUCUGCAGCAUUGAAGGUCCCCAAGAACAUAGUGGCCUCCAUCAUUCUUAAAUGGAAGAUGUUUGGAACCACCAAGACUCUUCCUAGAGCUGGCCGCCCGGCCAAACUGAGCAAUCGGGGGAGAAGGGCCUUGGUCAGGGAGGUGACCAAGAACCCGAUAGUCACUCUGAUAGAGCUCUAGAGUUCCUCUGUGGAGAUGGGACAACCAUCUCUGCAACACUCCACCAAUGUAGUCCCCUGUAGCUCAGUUGGUAGAGCAUGGCGCUUGCAAUGCCAGGGUUGUGGCCUGACAGAAGCCACUCCUCAGUAAAAGGCACAUGACAGCCCGCUUGGAGUUUGCCAUAAGGCACCUAAAGACUCUCAGACCGCCCGGCCAAACUGAGCAAUCGGGGGAAAAGGGCCUUGGUCAGGGAGGUGACCAAGAACCCAAUGGUCACUCUGACAGAGCUCCAGAGUUCCUCUGUGGAGAUGGGAGAACCUUACAGAAGGACAACCAUCUCUGCAGCACUCCACCAAACAGGCCUUUAUAGUAGAGUGGCCAGACGGAAGCCACUCCUCAGUAAAAGGCACAUGACAGCCCACAUGGAGUUUACCAAAAGGCACCUAAAGACUCUCAGACCAUGAGAAACAAGAUUCUCUGGUCUGAUGAAACCAAGAUUUAACGCUUUGGCCUGAAUGCCAAGCAUCACAUCUGGAGGAAACCUGGCACCAUCCAUACGGUGAAGCAUGGUGGUGGCAGCAUCAUUCUGUGGGGAUGUUUUUCAGCUGCAGGGACUGGGAGACUAGUCAGGAUCGAGGGAAAGAUGAACAAAGCAAAGUACAGAUAAAUCCUUGAUGAAAACCUGCUCCAGAGUGCUCAGGACCUCAGACUGGGGCAAAGGUUCACAAGACAACAACCCUAAGCACACAGCCAAGACAACGCAGGAGUGGCUUCGGGACAAGUCUCUGAAUGUCCUUGAGUGGCCCAGCCAGGGUCCGGACUUGAACCCGAUCGAACAUCUCUGGAGAGACCUGAAAAUAGCUGUGCAGUAACACUCCCCUUCCAACCUGACAGACCUUGAGAGGAUCUACAGAGAAGAAUGGGAGAAACUCCCCAAAUACAGGUGUGCCAAGCUUGUAGCGUCAUACCCAAGAAGACUCGAGUCUGUAAUCGCUGCCAAAGGUCCUUCAACAAAGUACUAAGUAAAGGGUCUGAAUACUUGUAUUUUUAUUAAAUUCUGAUUUUGCUUUGUAAUUAUGGGGUAUUGUGUGUAGAGUGAUGAGGGGGGAAAACAAUUUAAUCCAUUUUAAAAUAAGGCUGUAACGUAAGAAAAUGUGGAAAAAGUCAAGGGGUCUGAAUACUUUCCGAGUGCACGGUAUUUAGCAGGGUUAAGGGUUUGGAGGAAUAAGCUGUUCCAGGUCCUGUUGGUUCCAGACAUCGAUACCACUUGCCAUGCGGUAGCAGAGAGAAAAGUCUAUGACUUGGGUGGCUGGAGUCUUUGACAAUUUUUAGGGCCUUCCUCUGACACCGCCUGGUAUAGAGGUCCUGGAUGGCAGGGAGCUCAGCCCCAGUGAUGUACUGGGCCACACGUACUACCCUCUGUAGCACCUUGCAGUCGGAUGCCAAGCAGUUGCAUACCAAGCGGUGAUGCAGCCAGUCAAGAUGCUCUCAAUGGUGCAGCUGUGGAACUUUUUGAGGAUUUGAGGGCCCAAGCCAAAUCUUUUCAGCCUCCUGAGGGGGGAAGCGGCGUUGUGGUGCCUUCUUCAUGACUGUGUUGGUGUGUGUGUGGACCAUGUUAAUUCCUUAGUAAUGUGGACACCGAGGAACUUGAAGCUCUCGACCCAGUUAGAGGAACAGCAGUUAAAUAUAUUUAGUUAAUUGGUAACACUUUAUUUGAGAUAUAGUCUUUGUCAUAUCGUAAAACUGUCAUAAGAAUCAAAUAUAUCCUGCUUAAGAUGUAGAGACAGAUAAUGACUGACAAACUCCAAAUACUCUCAAUGUCAUGCAAUAUAUUAGUUUUUUCUUGCCAUUAGCUGUCAUCAGAUGGAAGGCCUAUCUGUUAUGAACAUGUUACGACAGUACUAGCAUGAAAUAUGAAUAUUAGAGCAAUAGCAUAAUAGCUAACAUGUCAUUGGGAAACCUAAGAAAUUCCAGCACACUGUGUUUGCAAGUAUCACUUGUUUAUUAUGCUAACGUUUCAUCCUUUAGCCUAUGUGCUAAAAUGCUCUCCUUGACGAAAUGUGCACUUGUUUCUUUUCAUUUGAAGUCUAACCCACCUGCAAAGAAAGCUCUAGAUGUCCCUUUAAACCCAUGCAUUCCCCAUGCCCUGAAGAACCUCACACAGGAGGUCCAUAUCUGAGUCAGACUGUCAGACCACCCGUAUGCUCGCCUAUGGAGUAGACUGUAUAGUGCGGUGCUCUGCGGCUGUAUCAGCCAGGCAGGUAAUUCUGUGUUUGACAGACAGCGGCGGCCUCUGUGAAUACCCAGGACCCAGCCGAGGCAGCGCUCUACACGUGGGCUGGGAAUAAAGUGCAUCCCUGUAGCUACACCACCGGCAAGCUCCCGGUUAUGAUACCCCGGCUUGGUGCCGCCAAUUAAUUCAACCCCGCUUUCCCGGAACACGCAUUCCCUGGGCCGAGGGGGAUGGGGGAGGGAUUUCCACAUCCCAGCUGCAACUGUAAUGAGGCUUGUUUUGUGUGGUUGUCUGUGUGUUUUAUAUAUUUAUAUCAGAAUCAGUCGGGAGCCGUUUCUUUUUAAUGACUUUACAAUGCCAGUGUCUGCAUGAAAUUAAUUACAUACAUUUUUAGCUGAGUAUAUUUAUUUAUGUGUUUAUUUAUUUAUGCGUUUUGUCCUGCCAAUUUAUUCAUGGUCCAGAUAAAAUGUUCAUAUUUUUGUGUGUUUUAGCUGUUUCAAAUGGGUUGUUAAAUAUGAAUGAAGGAUCUCCACUUUGAUACUGUUUGCGCCAAUGACACAGAAAUGAUUCGUUUUGUGUGUGGACCAGAGAUGGACAUUUUGAGAUUUCAUGUAUAGUGAUCUCAUGCCACUGUAGAUGCCUUGGUGUGUGUGUGCGUGUGUGUGUGUGUGUUUGUGUGUGUGCAUAGAUGCGUUUUCUUGCACACACACACAAUGCUUAAUUUUUUAUCAGUGGGGACUUACAAAUGAAAGCUUCUAACACAUUGCUGUUUAAACUAGGACACUGGAACAAUUAAUUGCCAUUGAGUUCUCCCCACCCAUUUACACUGUAAAACAGAAAUCAGCGAUUUAUUGAAGAAGUGCUUUUUCAUGAUUUUCUCAACCACCCACUGAGUUGGCACAAAACUCUUACCAAAGCCAAAGUUUUAAUUACAAGCGUUUUACUUGUACUCUCGUUUUCCCACACGUUGCCAGGUUUCUGAGGCAGUUUUCUCAUCUUAGCUCUCUUUUUUAGAUCGGCCUCCCAGAUUUCUCUGAGUCAAGGGUGUUGCAAAUCGACGUUCCUUCCUCGCCUUUUAUUUUAAGUAUCAUUACUAAAAUUGGGUUGCUAUGGCAAUGGUGAAGAGGGCGGUUCUGCACUUGCCAAAGAGACAAGUAAUUGGCACUCUCCCGUUGUUACCAUGGCAACAAUAACACCCCAUCCCUCUCUCCAUCCAUCUCUUCCAUCCAAGGUAAACCUGGACUUGGCUUCACUCUUGGACAGUGACGACAAGAAGCACAAAAACAAGAGAGGGGUCCUGCCCAAGCACGCCACCAACAUCAUGCGCUCCUGGCUCUUCCAACACCUCAUGGUGAGCUAGCAACAUUUCAGUGUUCACAUCAAUGUUAAUGUGUAGGAGUUAAUCAAAAGAGGGCCAUCGCGCUCUCACAAAAGUUUAUUUGGUGCGUAAAACCAUUGAAUCCAGAUAAGCAAAACAUUUGUUGGUUCCGCACUCAAAAAUAUGUCCCAUGAAGCUUACUUAAUUUUUCGAUGUAUUAUUUUAAAAAAUGUAAAUGUAAAAGUAAAGUAAGUUUUAUGUGACAUCUUUUUGAGUGCAGAACCAUCAAAUGUUUUGCUGAUGUGCUGGAGUUGGUAACAGAGCCAAUAUUAAUCUGUAGUCCAUGGGUUAAGCUAUGGAGGAAGCUAUUGAGAAAAGUCAAGCUAUGGAGGAAAAGCGGGGUGAAAGGUUUAGAGCUGAAAAUGUUAGGGUUAUAGCUGUGUAUGAAUGAGGGCCCAUCCAUAAACAGCCCCUAUAGCUUCUAUCCCGAAUGGCACUAGGGAUCUGAAUGAAUUGAGUAGGUAUAAGCAAUAUGGUAGUUCCACCCCCUCUGAUAGGCUAUGAGGAUUUUUUUUUAUCUAUACAAGAGAGUUGAGGGGUGAGAAGGGGUAAACAGGUAAGACUGAGAAGUCAGAGUGACGAUGGCAAGGGUUAGGGAUGAGAGGUGCGAGUGGAGGGUUUGAACUAUUAAUUCACAAAACUUCUAAUUGAAAUUGAUUAAACUUUACUGAUGGCAUACUAAAUAUCUUAUAUAUUUCCCUUUUGUAGCAUCCCUACCCAACAGAGGACGAGAAAAGACAGAUUGCAGGACAAACAAAUCUCACCUUAUUACAGGUCAACAACUGGUAAGAUUGUAAUACUACUACUGCAAAUGCAAUAUGACAUGAAAAUCAAAUGGCUAAAAGUAUGGAUGAAAUUAAUAUAAAUGUUGAAUGUUCUAAGUGAAUGUAGAUGAGUUCAAACUUCAGUGAUUUGCUCUACCACCAAAUGGUGAUUCACAACAUAUUGGCGCCAUCUACUGGUCUAAAAAUGCUCUCAGUAUCAUAGAGUACCGCUUACAGAGAAAAAAUGUCUGUCUAUGUUUGUCUUACACUGGUCUCUUUGUCUUUUAAUUUGUCUAUUUUCCUUCUCUCUCUCUCUCUCUCUCUCUCUCUCUCUCUCUCUCUCUCUCUCUCUCUCUCUCUCUCUCUCUCUCUCUCUCUCUCUCUCUCUCUCUCUCUCUCUCUCUCUCUCUCUCUCUCUCUCUCUCUCUCAUACAAUCUCUAGGUUUAUCAACGCUCGCAGGCGCAUCCUCCAGCCCAUGUUGGAUGCCAGUAACCCAGAUCCAGCUCCCAAGGCUAAGAAGAUGAAGUCCCAACACCGUCCAACCCAGCGCUUCUGGCCAGACUCCAUCGUGGCUGGAGUCUUGCAGACACAUGGACCUCACUCUAACAAUGCUGACAGUACGUCACUAAACCAUUCAAACGUUCUGUCCAUGUCUGUUUGUCUGUUUCAACACUCUAGAUUGAGUCAACAUUGUUCCCUCGUUAUUUCAAAAUAAUUAUUUUGCAUCAAUGUGCAUAGUUAGUGUGCACAUACACACUCAAUAGUCAUGGAUUUUUUAAGCAAUGGAUCAGGGCCUGGUUGUCUGGACCUAUGGCAGUCUCUAUGGGGGUGCCACAGGGUUCAAUUCUUGGGCCGACUCUUUUCUCCGUGUAUAUCAAUGAUGUCGCUCUUGCUGCUGGUGACUCUCAGAUCCACCUCUACGCAGACGACACCAUUUUGUAUACAUCUGGCCCUUCAUUGGACACUGUGUUAACAAACCUCAAAACGAGCUUCAAUGCCAUACAACACUCCUUCAGUAGCCUCCAACUGCUCUUAAACACUAGUAAAACUAAAUGCAUGCUCUUCAAUCGAACGCUGCUGGCACCCGCCCACCCGACUAGAAUCACUACUCUCGACGGGUCUGACCUAGAGUAUGUGGACAACCACAAAUACCUAGGUGUCUGGUUAGACAGUAAACUCUCCUUCCAGACUCACAUUAAGAAUCUCCAAUCCAAAGUUAAAUCUAGAAUCGGCUUCCUAUUUCGCAACAAAGCCUCCUUCACUCAUGCUGCCAAACAUGCCCUCGUAAAACUCACUAUCCUACCGAUCCUUGACUUCAGCGAUGUCAUUUACAAAAUAGCCUCCAACACUCUACUCAGCAAAUUGGAUGUAGUCUAUCACAGUGCCAUCAGUUUUGUCACCAAAGCCCCAUAUACUACCCACCACUGUGACCUGUACGCUCUUGUUGGCUGGUCCUCACUACAUAUUCAUCGCCAAACCCACUGGCUCCAGGCCGUCUAUAAAUCACUGCUAGGCAAAUCCCCGCCUUAUCUUAGCUCAUUGGUCACCAUAGCAACACCCACCCGUAGUAUGCGCUCCAGCAGGUAUAUCUCACUGGUCACCCCCAAAGCCAACACCUCCUUUGGCCGCCAUUCCUUCCAGUUCUCUGCUGCCAAUGACUGGAACGAAUUGCAAAAAUCUCUGAAGCUGGAACCUCUUUUCUCCCUCACUAACUUUAAGCAUCAGUUGUCAGAGCACCUUACCGAUCACUGCACCUGUACACAGCCAUUCUGAAAUUAGCCCACCCAACUACCUCAUCCCUAUAUUGUUAUAUAUUUUGCUCAUUUGCACCCCAGUAUCUCUAUUUGCACAUCAUCUCUUGCACAUCUAUCAUUCCAGUGUUAAUACUAAUUGUAAUUAUUUUGCACUAUAGCCUAUUUAUUGCCUGACCUCCAUAACUUGCUACAUUUGCACACACUGUAUAUAUAUUUUCUGUUGUAUUUUUGACUUUAUGUUUUGUUUUACCCCAUAUGUAACUCUGUGUUGUUGUUUUUAUCGCACUGCUUUGCUUUAUCUUGGCCAGGUCGCAGUUGUAAAUGAGAACUUGUUCUCAACUGGCUUACCUGGUUAAAUAAAGGUUAAAUAAAAAAUAAAUAAAAAAAGAAAGUGAAAUACAGUGAAUAUUGGCAUGGGCUAUAUGGAUUCCACUACAUUAGACCAGUCCAUUCUUUUUAACCCAUGAGGGGGAGUGAAUGAGUGCACACUUCAAUGAGAAGGGUAGAGAAUUGGAGGCAGUUAUAGUGUGUUAACCCUGCGUUGCCUGCUUCUCCUCCUUCUCAUACAGACCCCCUAGGCUUUGACAGCCUCCAGCCCCUGUCCUCUGUCUCAGCCACCCUGUCCAUGCAGCAAGCCAUGCUGGGGGGAACCGAUGACUCCAUGGAUGGCACAGAGGAAGAGGAAGAGGAGGAAGAAGAGGAAGGGAUGGAAGAGGAGGAGGAAGAGGAGGACGAGGAGGAGGAAGAGAGCGAGGGAGGAAGGAGAGAUCUGGGCAUGGAGCAUAGAGAGGGACUAGAGUAA